GAUUUUACUCGGACGCCAUGUUUGUGGCCUAUGGCAUUUGUGGAACCAGGAAAGUCAUUGAAACGAUCAGUACGGACAAAUCUUAACCAUUUAAUGGCUUUUUAUAAAAGGAAUGAUUUGAGAUUACUAUAAAGGACACACAGGACUGGCAAAUUUCAAUAGGUUAAUUUAUAUUUAUCUCUUUAUUAAAAAUCUCCCACUCUCUUAGUGUUCAUAAUGAAAUGGGGGAAGUGUCUUCUGCUUCUUGAGUCCACAAUUUAGUAAUAAUUUACUAACUUUUUUAGCCUUGAUCUGUUACUAAACUUAUAGUCGUGAGUCAUUGAAUCGAAUUAUGACAAUGGGGUGAUUUGCAUGCCAUUUAUGAAGUAAUUAUCACAAUUUAAGCCUAUUUAUUGGAUAUUAUUAAUUUAUUUAAGGUAAAAUUCUAAUAAAACCUGAUACAGCUCAACUACUGAAGUACCCAUCAUAAUCUUAGCAUCUACAUUCUACAUCUGAUAUAAAUAAUAAUAUACCAAAUUAUAUAUAGGGCAAGCCCUAUAUAAUAUAUAAUAAAUAAUACAUUAUUUUAUAUUAUGGAAUUCAGUAGGCUAGGCCUAGACCAAUUGCUGUAAACUGUUUAACUCUCUGGAGACGUAAGAGUCUAUCGGCCCAAGGUUGACAAGAGAGAAAGUCGUAAGUCCGAACCAUCGGCCUGAUAAAUCGAGCCUCACAAUUGGCUGGCUUGGCGUUGUACUAGCGAAUAAAAAUUAUUCUUAUGUAUUCCUGCAUAUCCUGGCAUUGUAAUGGUGGCGUUCGUUGAUGGGGAACCAGAUUUAUUUGUGUCCAGGAAUUUUUUUUGGUGAGUGUGUAUAGUUAUAUCGUGAAAUUUGAACAUGUCUGACAGUGACUCUGAUCAAACUGUGCGUAGUGAUUUUGAUAUUCUAGCAGUCAAUCUGACACUGAAACUGAUGAAAACAACCAGGAAAUUAAUGAAGAUUUUCAAAUUGAGGGUAAUGCUAAUGUUGUGAACUUUUGGUUUAGUAUUACUAGUAUUAGGGGUCCUCAAAUGGACAGAGAUGACCCCUCUGAAUUUUUAGACAACAUAAGUCCUAUAAAUAAGGCAUCAGAACCCCAUUUGAGUACUUUAUGCUAUUUUUACACUAAAUAUCACUCAAAUGUUUAUGAGAGAGACCAAUAGAUAUGCCAAUAUACCAAUAACUUUCUCAGUAACAUCCAGCUUAAGAGAAUGUCCCUAGGUCAUAAAUGGGGGCCUGUUGCAGUGUGUCUGUAACAACUGAAAAAUAGGGGGGGGGGGGCUGAAAUGGAGUAGAACCAUGUGCCAGAUAUAUCUGAAGGGCCUCCAUGGGCCUUGUUUCCCAAAAACAUAAGUGUUAGGACUUAUUCAGGCCUCAUCCAUAAAAAAAUUCACACAUUGAUAAAAGUAAGUCAUGUUUAUUCUAGGUUUAACAAAAAAUUACACGCAUAAAUUAUGCAAAUCAGGAUAGCUAAUUUCCAUAAAUGUUUAUAUUUCAGUUAGAUUCAUAAAGAUUGCAUUAGUUCAUUCAAUUUCCUACAAGAAUAUAUAUAGUUUUACAUGUAUUAAGGGAAUAGUUUAUUUUUUAUAAAUUUUUUUGCAAUGCGAGUGCCGAGCUUGUAAAAAGUGCCCCGUCUUUUUGGCACAGACAGCCCGAAAAGGCUCCGUCUCCCGAGGGUUAAGCGUAGGCUGUAGCCCAUGCCUAUUUAACUAUGUAUGAUAUUAUUUUAUUAUUUGUUAAUCACAAUAUUAACUACUUUUGCAAAUUAGUAGGCCUAAUUAAAAUUAUUAUUUACAAUAAUUGUCUAGACUAUACUUUAAUAGGCUCACUUAAAAAGUGUUUGUGUGUAAACUGUCAUUUAGAUCAGUUUUGGAGAGGUUUGUGGAGGGUCCAAUAAAGACAUUUUAAAAAAACUUUUAAAGAUACAUAUGCAUUAUAUAUUGUUAUUUAUUGAAGUUAUAUUCAUAUAGGCCUACGUAUUAAUAAUUUUAAAAAGUAAUGUAUUUUAAUUUAGCUUUGUUCUCUAGGUUGACACAAAAUUUGUUAAAAUUAAUAGAUUACAAAAUACUUUAAAUCUUUUGGCAAGUUGACUUGUUAUUUCCUGGGCUACUUAGCACUAUCUAAUUUUUUGUUCUAUAUAUUAUUUAGGGUAGGCCUAACCAUAAUUUAAACAGAUUCUUAGUAAAAUGGUUGAGUUGAUUUCAAUGAGAAGAGGAAAAUUAUUAUAUUAUACAUUUUGGUAUUUUAGUAUAGGCUACAAGAAAUACGUCUUACUUAACUUAACUCUACCUUUAGCAUAUUAGAAAUUUCUUCAGUUAAAUGAUAGCAGAUCAAUGAGAUCUCUCUAAGCAUAUUUAAACAAUAUGAUGGUUAGUCUAAUUAUUGCAUUUCCUGAUAUUUGUAAUUAUUACAAUAAAUACUAGUUAAUUUGUAAUUGUACAGUUCUACGCAAGCUUAGCAAAGAGUUAGCUAAAUUUAAUUGCAUCAACAAAUUGCCAACUAGGCUAACUGAAUUGUAAUAGUAGUACUUUUUAUAAAGCCUAAGUUCAAACUGUUAAGUAUUGUGUAGCCUUAGGGUUAAUAAUGUUUAUGUGUGAAAAUGUCAAUAACAAUUGUUGAAUUUUAUGGAUUAAUAUGAUUAUGCAGCAGCUUGAGAAAAAAUAUUUUGUUGGUUAAAAAAAAAAAAAGUAAAAUAUGUUGGACAGUUUGGGUUAUUGAAUUGUACAAUUUUUACUUAUUUUUGUGUCUGACAUGUAAAAUUAAUUUUGAAAUGCAGCAAUCACUUUUUGGAAGGCCUUGCAACAAAAUUAAAUUCAGUUUGUUUAUAAUAUAAUAAUGAAUCCAUUAGGCAAAUGCCUAAAUAAAGCAAUAAACCUUUUUUCUCUCUUUUAUUUUUCAACAGGAAAUGACAAACAUUAACCAUAGGUUUACAAAUUCAGAACUACCUCUGGAAAAUAGAUCAACCAUUCAUUAUUUGUUACUCAUUUUCACUGGAUAAAUGUGGAUGAAAAAGAAACUGAUUGUCAACCAUUAAUUUAUUGGGUACAACAGAUAUUUCUUGGAUGUAUAUUCACUUGUUCAUCUCCUAUUUGGCAUCAUAUUGUUACUAUCUCCCGGAUCUCAAAAGCUUUGGAUCAAACAGUUUUGAAUGAAUCGGGUUGUUAAAUUAAAAUUUUUUGACUAAUAGAAACAAGAAAGAGAUGUCAGCAGAAAAGAGGCUAAAACGCCUGGAGGAGAUAUAUCUCAGGGGAGUUGCCAAAAGCAAUGGAUUAUGUGUGAGUGUUGAAACACUCCUUGAUUCAUUAUUAGUUUUGUAUGAUGAAUGCAACAGUGCAGCAUUACGGAGAGAGAAGAACAUUAGUGAAUUUGUUGAAUUUGGUAAGUAAAAUUGAAAAAGAACCUGAUUGCAUUUCAAAACCAUUAUGCAUUAUUUGGAAAAAAAAAAGGUUACAUCUUUUUGCUUAAAUUAGUUCAUAUCAUGUAGUGUUCAGGUAGAAAUAUAAGGGAUGGAUAUAUUUUUAAAAGCUAAAUUACUAUCUUCAAAACUCAUUUUAAGAGUUUCAUUCAGUCCUCAUGCUCUCUCCAAAAGGGUUCCUUGUGGAAGCAGCAAAAUGUCUCUUUUGGUCUUCCCCUCUUUUUUAAUAAAAUAAUUUUAUUUUAAAGUAGUAAGAUACUGCCAGACUAUGUAAAAAUUAUAUAUACAUUUUUAUUAUUAAUAAUGUUCAGUACAAAGUUACACCUUGAAUAAUGAAACAAAUAUUUAUUUAUUUAUUUAUUUAGGCAUUUUUAUAUAGCGCUUAUCAUAAAGCUCUAAGCGCUUUACAGUUAUUAAAACAUGUAAACUAAGUAAAUACAAAUGUCUGUGAUCCUAUCAUUGAUGAUAUCUAUAGAAACAAUGAAAAUGGCUAUAAAAAGAGGACACUUUGACACUUCAGGAUUAAACCGAAACAGAAAAUUAGGUAGGGCAAGGAGGGUGCAUCACAGGUUAUAGGCGGACCUAAACAGAUGAGUUUUAAGGGACUUUUUGAAAAUGGACGAGGUUUCACUAUGACGUAUAUGGAAGGGGAGCUGGUUCCAGAACGUGGGCCCAUGGAAGCAGAAGGAGCGUUCACCGAUAUAAUAAAAUAACAUACUUAUAUAUAUUUCAGCUCGCCCUGUAUCAACAUUUGUUCGGCAACAUAGGCUGCAGAGAGAUGACUUUGAAACACUUAAAAUUAUUGGUCGUGGGGCCUUUGGAGAGGUAUGUAUGCCUUUACAAUAUUUUUUAAUUUGUUUUAUGUAAAAUAAGAUUUACCAUUAAAAACUUCAGUUCAUUUACACUAAUGGAUUAUAUGACGUACAUUUAGUAAUUUCUCAUCAGAAUUCAAAUUUUUAAUUACAGUUUUUUAAAAAUGUGUGUUUUGGAAAAAAAAAGAUUGUUUAAUGGGAAACGUGAAUUGUUUGUUAUUUUAUUGUUAUCUUCCCCCAUGAUUUUUAGGUGGCUGUUGUUAAGGACAAAUCAACUGAAAAUGUAUAUGCUAUGAAGAUUUUGAACAAAUGGGAAAUGUUGAAACGAGCUGAGGUAAAACAAACUAAAUUAAUUUUAGAAUUAAAUAUUUUAUGAUUCAUUAAGAGAGACUUCUGCAAAUUAAUAAUGGAAUAAAAUUUAAUGAUCUAAAUGUAAAUAUUUUAUAAUCUUAUUUAAGGAUUUUAUUUGUUGUAUCACAUUGAUGUCCGAUUCACAUUUAUAUGCAAUAUCUUCGAACCAUCUCUUGAAUGGCACUUCGUUCUCUAAGUCAAUAAGGGCAUUUGAUAAUUAGGGAUAGACCAACUCCAUGAACGUUGUUCAGACAAAAUAAAGUUCCACAGAAGAUUAUAAAAAUCACAGAUCUCACUUGAUGGGUUGAAAUGUAGACUGAGAAUGUUAUCUACAGAAUGGAAAUAAACCCACAUACAAUGGAAACUUGGGAAAUAGUUCAACUUUAUUGGCUCUACUGUAAACCAUAAAAUAGGUGCAGAACAUUGGUGUAUAUCACUAUUCUACUUUCAUUUACCUGAACAUCCUCAGAGAUGUCAAGUCAUCCGGGUCAUCACAAUGUGGAGUAUUCUUAUAAGGCUUGUAGAGGAAGGACUGGAAGAUGGGUAUGGUUUUACCUACUGUGGCAACAUUUUAACUAACAAAGAGGGACAGAUAUAAAGUGGGAACUGAAAUGACAAGAGCAGCUUCCAACUAACUGAAAUGUCAGGGUACUUAUCAUCAUUAUGAAGUCUGUUUUUACUCUAUGGAGUGGAGACCUGGAGAAAUAUUACAACAAAAUUCAAAGAAAAAUAGAAGCAUUUUGACCAUUUAACUUAGGAAAUCCUUAGAAAUCAUGCUCCAAUAUUAUUAGCAUAAUGAACUUUGGACCUGGGGAAUAAGAAAUCAUAAAAAAACUAUGGCAAGGAUCUAAUACAUACUAUUGAAUAUCAAGCAGGCCCUCACAUGAAAUCCAAGGCAUUUGGAACAGAGGUAGGCCAUGCUAUAUCAGGAGACAGACACGAAAAAUAAUGGAAGAAACUGGAGAAAGUUGGUGGAGAAACUUGUCCAGGAUUAGGAUGCCUGUAAAUCUCUUCUUGGUGGCUUAUCUAUGUCCCUGGCAUAGCCAUGAUGUAAACUUGAGAAGAUUGAUGCACAGUAUUUCUUCAUGAAGUUUAAUUAUGAAAGAUUGCUCUAUUAACACAAUAAAUAUCUAUCCAUAAUUCCUCAGACUGCUUGCUUCAGAGAAGAGAGGGAUGUUCUUGUUUAUGGAGACAGACGCUGGAUAACCAAUCUACAUUAUGCCUUUCAAGAUGAUAACUAUUUGGUAUUUUAUUUUUUUUUUGAUAAUGCUACUUAAAUUCUUAUUGUUUCUAAUAAUUUUAAUAGAUAAUAAAAACAAAUUUACACUUGACAUUCUUCAAAGUCACUUAUGUAUUGAUAUAUACAAGUCUGUUAAACUAUUGUAUUGCGUCUUAUUAAAAGUCUUUUUUGUCUUCUUUCCUAUAGUAUCUUGUUAUGGACUAUUAUUGCGGUGGUGAUCUGUUGACGCUGCUUAGUAAAUUUGAGGAUCGUCUGCCAGAAGACAUGUGUAAAUUCUAUAUAGCUGAAAUGGUGCUGGCCAUCAAUUCAUUGCAUGAACUUCAUUAUGUGCAUAGAGAUAUUAAACCAGACAACGUGCUUCUUGAUCGCAGUGGUCAUAUUGUCUUAGCAGAUUUUGGCUCUUGUCUUAAGCUUAUGGAAGAUGGUACCGUGCAAUCUUCAGUGGCGGUUGGAACACCAGAUUAUAUAUCACCAGAAAUUCUUCGUGUAAGCUUAAUUUUGUAAAUUGUAUUUUCGACACAUACCAUUAUUAAAAAGGUUUCUCAUACAUUAAAAGAUAAAUCAGUGAUUAUAUUAAAAAUAUUGGUUAUCCUUUACUUUACUAAACUGAUGUUAACGAGGAAAUGUUUUAUAAGUGAGUAUUUAAUAUAUACACAUGCUUGUUAUCUUUCAAUUUUAACAGGCAAUGGAGGAUGGACAUGGUCGCUAUGGUCCAGAAUGUGAUUGGUGGUCACUGGGAGUAUGCAUGUAUGAGAUGCUUUAUGGAGAAACUCCAUUUUACGCAGAAUCUCUCGUUGAGACUUAUGGCAAAAUCAUGAAUCAUCAGGUAAGAUUAAUUUGCAAAUGUAAAUUUAUAGCUUUUUACAUUGGUUGUUGAUCUAUGUAGUGUUAAUGGGGUUAUUUUUCUUUAUUUUUCUGGAUAUUUGAGUUUUUUAAAAGGGCAAUAUUUAAUCUUAACAAUAUAAAGGCCAUGUGGUGUCAAAUCAUUUCUAUUAGUUAAUAAAAACAAAUGAUAGUGAAAUUAGCAUAUUUUUUUUUCCAUAUCAUAAAUUGAUGUACUGCAGUUAAUUUAACAUUUAUAUAAUCAUUAGCAUCAUUUUUAUACUUAAUUUUGUUAAAGUUAGUCCUGUUAAACAAUAUAUUUUCAGUCUCGGUUUGAGUUUCCAACUGAUGUAGAUGAUGUAUCUUCAGAAGCACAAGAUUUGAUACGUAGGCUAAUUUGUACACCAAAUGAUAGAUUUGGCAAGAAUGGCUUAGAAGAUUUUAAAAAUCAUCUCUGGUUUUCUUCUAUAGAUUGGGAUAAUAUAAGGGAUAGUAAGUAUAACAUAGAGACUUCUUGGAUUAGCAUUGAGUUAAAAUUUCAUUCACAUACUGUAAAGAGUACUUUUUUAGUUUGGUAUCUACAUUUUUAAAUCAGUAAUUAAAGUAAAACUUAUGGAAUGUUUUUCUUCGUUUAUUCAUUGAAUAUUUUAUAAUACAGUGGACCCACCAUUUCGACCAGAAGUGACCAGUGCCACAGACACAUCUAAUUUUGAUGUGGAAGACAUGGAGUUUAAACAUACUGUAAGUUAAUAAAAGAAAUUAAUCUUAAAAUUUAUUUGAACUAAUGUAUUCACUCACAAUCUCUAUAUACAUUAGUUCAAAUAAAAUAGAAAAAAUAAAAAAUUCAAGUGUUUUAACUCUCAAUCUCUAUAAACACUUGAAUUUUUUAUUUUUUCUAUUUAUAAAAUGCUAUACCUUUGAUUAGUGAUAAGCAAUGGUAGAAAUUUGAUUUUUUUCAAACAUAUUAUGCGUUUUCUUUACAUUGGCUUUCUCUGAUAUUAUUUUCUAUUAAUGUAAGUUUCUGUAUGUGGUUAAAUAUAUUUAUAUUUAUAUUGAUUUACAGUCAUUUAUGUUAAAGUAUAUAUUUCUGUGGAGACCAAUAUAUUAAGAAAUACUACCAAACAGCUGUAAUUGGCUAUUACAAUUUGUAAAAAUAAUGUCAAUAGCUGAUGGUUUUUCAUAGCAACUGACCUUAUGCAGAUUGGCAUAUAUGCAGAUUGUAUUAGCUAAAAUUUGUACUAUAAAUUACAAACAUGCAGCAGCUGACAUUUAAUUCAUGAACAGAAGCUAUAAAUGGAUCAAAUUUAUUUUAAAAAAUAGCCACUUUUAUAGCUGGGGUUAUGACAAAGUAUAUACAAUUUAAUCGUAAGUUUAUUUAUCAAAAAUUUGUUUAGUUGCUAUUUUUAAUUUUUGCACAAAAUAUAAAAAAAGAUCAAUUCUGAUAAUCAAUAAUGUUUCUUAAAAAAGACAAGCGAUGAUCGCUUUCAAAACAAAUGAUCCAAAAUGCAAUUAUCGAUAAACAUCCCUACCUUAGUAAUUAGGAUUAAAUAAUAAUAAUUUUUCUUUAUGCAGGAUACUGUUCCACCUACCUCACAUGCUAAUUUUAAAGGUCACCAUUUACCAUUUGUAGGGUUUACCUACACCAAAGAUUCGUAAGUAUUCUUUAUAAGACAAGAAAAUAUAAUUUUUUCCACUUUUUAACAAUAAUUAUUCUAGUUUCUUAUAGUUGAAUGUUUUGGUGUAUUCUUUUAAGACGCCAAACAGACAUGAAUUCCUCUAAUUUUUUUCCCCCUUUUAUUUAGGGAUAAUACAUUCACACCAAAAAGGAAUAACUUUUACGUCCAGCUUAUUUUUAAAAAAUUUCAGGUUUUCUAUUUAAAAAAAUCAUACAAGGCAAAUAUUUCUUUAUAGCAAAUCGUAUUUUAAAAUAAAUUUAAGGUAAACAAAUGGAUUCUUUUUAAUUUUCAAAUUACUUAACGGUGACAACAAUACAGUUCAUUCUACUGCAUUUUUUUUAAAUUCUAGAAAACUGUCAGACUUAGGAGUGCUUCUUCCAGAAGUAAAAGGAGAAAAGGGCAAAAAAGGGGAUGUACAAAGUGAAAUUUUUGAACGAAAGAUAAAGGUGUUGGAAAAAGAGAACAGAGAUUUAAAUCAGAGAAUACAAGGUAUGGUUGCUUUAUAGUCUAAUUUGUGAACAUGCUAACCUAUGCAGAAGUGUUGGAGCAUAACAAUAACAGCCAUUUUAUAGCACUUGUACUUGAUUUUAGUUUGUAUAAGUCUGCAAGGAAAGCAAGGUGAUGCUAGUUUACAUGAUAGUGUUUAACAAUAGGUACACAAUGCUUAAAAAUUUAGACAUCCUUUCAUAAGUGAGACUAGAAAAUGGCUUCCUGUUGCAUAUAUGGUGGUAGUAAAAUUGUUUGUGUCUCAUAUGACAAAUUGUGAAAAUAACAAUUAUUUAAGCAGCAAAAAAAAACAAAAAACAUUGCAGGUGUUCAUUUAUGACUUUCUUCGGGUAUUGAAUCUGUGUUUUAUACCAUGUGUUUAAGAAAAGAAGAUUUUUGGUUCGGGUGUUGUAUGCUUUGUUUACUAUGCAGGUUAAUUAUAAGUAAGUGCAAGUUAUAUUUUUAAAGCAAAGUUUUCUAGCUCAGUGCUCUAAAAUGUUAGUCCCUACCCCUGAGCUAAUGGGCAAACCCUUAGUCACCUGUCUGCAGGAUUUGAACAAUUCUAAGAGAUUAUGAUUUAACACCAAUAAAAAAAUAAGAAUUGUCAUUCAACACCAUUAAAAAAAGUUUGUGUACACCAGUUCUGCUAAAAAAGGUCAAUACUCAGAGGUCGAGAUUCUAUCUCUUAGGACCUUGGCCGUGAAACAUGGCCUAGUAGUCCCUGGGGACUCCGGCCAUGCAACAUGGCCUUGAGUAACAGGGGUUUGGGUAGGUUGCUUCCACUCAUGAGGCGACAGUUUUGCGUCACAACCCCCCUUACCCAUUACGGUCUGGACGUUGGGUUGGAACGGUUUUACUUCCUCUCCGGGGAUGGUGUUGCGUUGCCACCCCCACCGCCCAGGGAGCCGUACGUUCCUUGGUGUGGCACAGCUUUGCCUCCACUCUGGGAGUAGUCACAAGCUUAACUUUCUCCCAACGUUCCUGGGAGUUGUGUGGACAUGGGUCAAAACGGCUUUUCUUCCUCUCCGGGGGAGGCGUUGCGUUACCUCAACCCACCGUUCGGGGAGUGGUUCGGUCUGGACUGUGGCGGGACGAAACGGUCGCCUAGGAGCGGUUUUCUCAAGGCCGCAUGUUUUUAAUCCUCAGCAAGGGUUUUUAAAGAAAACUCAAGCCUUAUAUCCAUUAUCGGCGACACGUAAUCAUGUUAGCGUGCAACUUCCGUUGCGUAGGAAGUCAUGCGUUUGACUGGGAUUUUUUAGCUUCAGAAGGGAAAAAUCCCCCCCCCCCACUAGUCGGUAACGCCACGAAGAGGAAAAAUCCUUUGUAACACCACUCGAGCAAGUGGGGCUGAGCAAGAACCUCACAGAGCUCGGCCCUUACCCGACACGGCGACACGUAAUCAUGUUAGCGUGCAACUUCCGUUGCGUAGGAAGUCAUGCGUUUGACUGGGAUUUUUUAGCUUCAGAAGGGAAAAAUCCCCCCCCCCCACUAGUCGGUCACGCCACGAAGAGGCAAAAUCCUUUGUAACACCACUCGAGCAAGUGGUGCUGAGCAAGAACCUCACAGAGCUCGGCCCUUGCCCGACCGACACCAGUUCUGCUGAAAUGUUUGAAAAGUACUACUAAAGCUUAUUGAAAAAAUAUUCCUUUUAAGGCUAACCACUUCAAAAUCCAAAUUUAAUGAAAAAAAAAAAUAAAAAAAAAAAAAUUUCUAGUUCACUGGUCAAUAGAUAAUAACAACAGACUGAUUUAUGCCACACAAGAAAAGCAAUAAAAUGGCUUCCUCUUAAAAUUUUUAGAUUUUUUGAAUCAAGGUAAUAGAAAUUGUUUCUUUUAUUAACCAUGAAUUUUUUUUCAAAAGAUAGGUGCAUCUAGCUCCAGUUUUAAAAAUAUUUUAAAAGAAUUUUAAACAUAUGUUAAGGUUCUAGAGGCUUUCUUCAAAGUCAUUUUCUACUCUACAAUCUUUUUCUCAGAGCUCACAGGAACAAUUACACAAUUACAGAGCAUAGAAGCUAAUGGCAUUGGGGCAGCUUCUGGUGUAGAUGAAACCAGACAGUUAAAAGAAGAAGUUGCUGUUCUUCACCGAGUUAUAUCUGAGUCCCAGGCAGAUGUGAGCAAUUUGGAGGUUGAAUUAAAGCGAUCAGGAGAACUCAUUUUAGACCAAGAAAGGCGCUUACGUUUAUUAGAAGAUGAAAAGACAGCAUUUGAAAAGGUUUGGCCUGAUAAUAUUUUUACCUAAAUCUAUUAAUCAGAUAUUGGUAUGAUUUUGUCUGUCAUCUGAAUAAGAACUACUUUAGUCAGCUGAGGGUGGGCAGACCAUAUUAACUUUCAGGUUUGUAAAGAAAAUAACAUUUAUUUAAACUUGCUGACUUAUACAAAACAAAGCAACUCACUAAUAUGGGGUGAAAGUUGAUUGUGAAAUGUUUUAUUAUUUAUCUUAAAACUAAUAUUGUUUAAUUUUGAAAAAAAAAAUUAUUAUGUCAAAAUGUUUAUGUAAUUAUUUUUAAAUAACAUUUUCAAGGAGCUCCAAGAAUGGCGAGACAAAUACAGAUCUCAAGCCAGAGAGUUAAAAGAAGCCCUAAAUAAGCAGAAGUUGGCAAUGGAACAGUAUACAGAAAUAAAUGAUCAGUAAGUUUUUAUUAAUUGAAAUAUCUGACGAAAGGAAUAAAAAUUUGAGAGGAAAAUACUGGCUUGUAUUAGAAUAUUUUAUUAAGAAAUAAAUGUUUCUUAUCUUAUGUAUUUUAAAAUGUUGAUGUACUUUGUUUUAGGCUAUUGAAGGUGCAAUCAAAAGUAAAGGAACUUACCAGAGAAGUAAGAAACAAAGAAGAAGAAAUUGAAGAUCAGCGAAGGCUUGUUGAAAAUUUGAAGCAAGAGAAAAGAAAGGGUGAAAAAACUGUGAAUGAGGUUUGUGUUUAAAAAAAAUUAAAUGAAAUUUUUUUUUAGCCUAAAUGGUACUUAGUCUUAGUGGUCUUAUUACUAUCUAUGCUUAAUCAGUCGGCCAUCUAAUACCCAUGAAAUUCUAACUUUUAUCAAACUUUCACUUAAUUAUUUUGAUUUAGCAUGAAGCACUUUUUAAUGAAAUUAAUUUUUUUAACAUAGCUUCAAAACCAAUUGGAUGAAUCAAGAUCAGAAUCCAGUAAAGAGCGGCGGCUGAGAGAGCGGGCUGAGCAAUAUACUCAAGACUUAGAGGCAGAAAUAGAAAAUUUAAAAAGAAAAAAUAUUGGCCGAUCAACAGCUACAUCUAAUGUUGCUGAACUCAAUCAAGAAAUAUCAAGGUAUUUUUCUACGUCUUGAAAACCUUAGUCAAACAUAUAUAUAUAGUAAUACCCCAAAAAUGUGGGGUAAUGUUCUGAGACAUGAAGUAUGAUUUUUACAUAUAUUGUAAAGCUUAAUAAACCCUUAUGCAUUCUUAUAAAAAGUUAUAUAAAGUUAUCUUGUUAAUUUAUUUUACUUUCAGUUCUUUAGGCUAGAAAAUGCUUAUUUUACCGAAAAAAUUACAAUAAAUAUACAUAUACUGUAUAGGGCAAAAAGCCAGUGAAAUAGUGGAGUGUAACUUAUGAGAAAACCUGCAAAAAGUGAUCCUAUAUAUUAUAUAUGUGUGUGUGACUGAUAUUUACAAGAUUAACAGAGAUUGACUGGCACAAAUAAAUACAAAGAAAUGUAUAAAUAUGCAUCAACGCUCCCAUCAUCGUUUUGAAAUGAAGAUUUUGGCGUAAGGAUCGUCCAUGUAUAAAAACCUGUUUAUUUUGGUUCUUUUCUUGGCUAUUGGUAUUUAGUUAUUUUAAAUCAAUUCUAGAGUGAUUUCCCUUUGAUAAACAUACAAGGAUACAGUGCAAUUAUUUUCUAAAUAGCAACAGAUUGUUUCCAGUGGAAUUAGUUAAAUUUUUUUGCUAGUUUUUUGUGUGGCGGUGACAAUGGAUAAUGUGCUCUGAGGUUUAAUUUUUUCUUUUUUGAAAGUUGAUCUUUAUUAUUUGUGAUGCACAUAUGGAUAUAGUUCAGAAAAAAAACAUUUUUGUUACACUUUGGAUUAUAUAUUCUCUUCGUGUGACUUGGAAUGAGCAUUUUGUGAACAUUUGGUAAUUUUUUAAAAUAAAUUUUUAUUUUCCUUAAAUCACAAUCACAUUUAUUUAUUAAAAUUUAAACCCAAAUCUUGUUUGCUUGCAAAGAGCAUGCAUUUCCCUUUAAUUCCAUACCAAAAUUAACAUUUUCUGAUUAAAAACAAAUAAGUUAUGAAGGUUUAGAGAAAACAUAGUAGUGCGUAACAAAAAACCCAAAAUAGAUAAUUCCGUCAGAACCUGGAAAAUAAUUCCAGAGGGAAAGAGUUAAGCAGACCUGUUUACUCUUACGAUUUUGGCGUACAGUGUACGAUUUUGAGGUGUAUACAUUAUAUAUACAGCACGUUUUUGCUCUAUAAAGAGAAUGCAUUGAACCAUUAUAUGAUGAUAUUGUACGAUUUUAAGGGUUUGGGGGUAAACAGGUCUGGUUAAGUGAAAAUAUUUCUUUACAAAUAGUAGCUAGGUUUAUCAAUUUCACAUAGAUAUCAAUAUAGAAGGGGUGAGCUAUGAUGAAUCAGUGGCGCCAGUUUAUGAAGCCAUUUUGAAUUAAUAUACACUAUACUGAGCUACCCAAAGAUUUGUUAGAAUUCAUUUUCAUCUGUGUUUUUCAAAACCUUCACAUUAGAAGAUGGAUUUAGACAAAAAAUGUAACACAUUUUUCUCUUUAUGCAAUGAUCUUGUGGGCAAUGGGUAUCUGAUAGAAGUGAAAUAAAGUAGUCUUUUAGGAAAAGGGAUUAUGAUUGUAUUGUAUUUAUUUAUUUGUUUAAUAACCAAAAAUUUAAAUUAAUACCAGAAAAUAUUUAGUUCAAUUCUAUUUUUGUUUUGUUUUGUGGGGAUUGUUAUAUAUAAAUAAUCUUGAGAACAUGACUUUAGUUUAAUUUCAAAGGACACUUAAAACAAAAAAAGUGUUAAUUUAUUGUUAAAUAUUUCUCAGAUUAAAAGCAGAAGUGGCAGAAAAUGAAGACACAAGAGCCCAGUUGACUAGCAAGUACUCAACAGAACUGAAUGGUAUCAAGUACCAAUUACAGGAAAGUGAAACGAAGCGCUCAGAUCUGGCUGAGGAAAUAAAAAGACUUCAGACAAAGUUAACAGAACAGCUAAAUUCUAAAGAAUUGAAAGAGCAGAUAGCUACUCUACAAUCUCAGUUAGAGACUUCUGAAAACAAAAUCAAGGCUCUGGAAGAUGACAAUGAGAGGUUGCAAGAGGAAUCCACCUCUGUAAGUACACUUAUUUAAGAAGUAGCAGUGGUGAAUUAUAGCUCUUCUUUUAAAAAAAUUAUUGGUAAUAACUUUAAUUUUACCCUUUAGCAAAAUUAAAACGAGGGCAUGUUCAAAAGGCAUUUUUUUUUAUACAAUGCAUGGAGCAAUGAGGAAAAUGAUUGUUCUUUGAACAUGAUGAUGCUUUAUACGCUAUUCUGAGCUCUAUUGCACCAUCCAACUUCCAUUUUAAAUGCUAAAUAGUUUUUUAAUUUGUUUUGAAAAAAAAAUGAUUAUUUGAUUUUAUGUGCAAUUUUUUUUUUAAAGCAAAUAAAUCGCAUUGACAAUUUGAUGAAAGAAAGGAGUCAAAUGGAGGAUGAGAUCAAAGACAUUUAUGACAAGAGAGAGUCAGUUGCUCAAUGGGAGGCACAGAUAUCUGAAAUCAUCAAGUGGUGAGUGUAUUAAAUUUCUGUGAAUGUAAUUCUGUAUUCUGAAAGCAGAAAAAUUUAUUUAAACCCAACAUCUCUUAUCAUCAAAUUCAGUUUAAUUUUUUGUUUGUUUCAGGGUCAGUGAUGAAAAAGAUGCUCGAGGCUACUUGCAAGCUCUUGCUACAAAGAUGACAGAGGAGCUUGAGAAUCUGAAAGUUAUGGGUGUUUCUGGUGAUGAUGCAGUAAGAACAUUUUAAAAAUAAAUUGUUACAAAAUGUAUUCUUUUUUUUAAAGAUAAAAUUGAAACAGCAGCUGUCAUCAUAUCAACAUUAAAGUAUUAAUGGUUGAUUCUUGGAUGGCAACUCAUCUAAGAGGAGGCAAACUCUGAAAUGAAACCAGGGAUGGAGUCCAGUAACAAUGUCACAAUGAAAAUUCCGACAACUGCAUCAUGAUAACACAUUAAGAGCAUUGAAACAUUAAAAAAAAACAAUUGCUGAUCAUCUACUGCAUCCUUGUCUAUUGCCAAUCAUCUUGACUAAUUCUUGCCAUUGGAUCAAAUAGGCAAGGAUGAGAAGUUGAGCAACUCACCCUCACUUUUAACAAAAUAUAGCUCAAGUCAAGGCUACUUCUCAAACUUUAAUCAUCUUUGUGUGCAAAAGAUGAACAAUUAUAAUAUUUAAGCAUUAAAAAAUAUUUGCAUGACUAAAAUAAAUAACAGUGUGAUAUUUAUUGGUUUGCAUAAUAAUAUCUUGAAAUAUUCCUUUUUUUUAAUGCAUCACUAAAUUUUAAUAAUUUUUUUUCAUAGACAAGGCCAAGAUGGAGGAAUCGUCGCUCUGCUAAAUUAGACAGAAUGGAGUUGCUGAAUUUGCAGUCAAAUCUGCAGUCUGAACUUGCAGCGAAACAGCAAAUAACAGAUGAGUUGGCAAGAACCAAAGAUGAACUUGCUACUGUUGAAAAGUUUGUUUAUUUUAUAUUAUUCAAAGUAACAUUUUCUUUAGGAUGCAUUUUUAGCCAAAGAUUAAUUAAAAAGUUUAGCAGAAUUUAAUUUUGUAAAGUUUCCAGUGGUUUUUAGGCUCCUUCAAACUGUUAUUAGACUUAGUGUUUCCAAAAUUUUAAAAAAUGAUCUUAUAUUAUUAAUAUACAUUUAACUUGUGAUUAAAGCUGUGAUUGUAAACUGAUCAGGAGAUUUACUUUCGAUAGAACAGUGAAAAAUUACUGAAACAAAACAUUUAAUUACAUUCUCUUUGGUAGAGCUUCACUUUAAUUUGUAAAAUUUGUACCUUUCAGUUCUGCUGACAAAAUUUUAGUUAUGUAGCAUGUUACAAUUUGUAUAAUUAUUUUUUAAAUCAACAGCAAAAUGCUAGAAUAUGGCAGGCAGAAUGAGGAACUGAAAAUCAAAAUUACCAAUUUGGAGGGCCAAAUCAGUAACUUGCAACAACAGCAUCAUAGAGGAAUAAGUAAAUGUAAGUCACAUAUCAUUUUUGAAAAACUUCUUUCACUCUAUGACUUUUAAUCUGUUUACGGGCUAAAAUAAUUUUCUUACUCAAAAUCAGACUGAAAAAGUCUAUGGCAUUAAUACUGUUAGUAGAAUUCUAUAAGCAAUAUUAAUAGUAAUAGCAUUGCUGCAAGGAAUGAUGAUUUCAAUGAUAUACAUCUUGUUUUAAAAAAAAACAACAAAAAAAACAAAGCUAGACAAGUAACUUUAUCAUACAUUUUCGGUUGCAGCCGCUAACAUCCGGUAACAUCAGGGGGUGAAUAGACAGAAAUACGAUUGGUUGUAAUUUUUUUAAUUGAGGACCUUCCAUAAUUAUGUAUGCACUGAGAGGGGAAAGAGGAGGGGGGUGAUCUAGGAGAUUUUGUGCAUGGGUGGAUAUGGGGAUGAGAGUUGAGGGGAGGAGUAAAUAUGAUUUACUACAACGAAUGACAUUCGAAUAGCAUUUAGUCUAAAUGGCCCCGGACAUGCAGUGCCGCCAUUUGCAUCCGGGUUUCUUUAGACCAGUGCUAUUGUCAUUUGUAGUAGUUUUAGUUAAACUGAAGAAGUAAGUGUACAAACAUAUAUUCCAUUCAAUUAUCUUUCAUUUGAUACCUCAUUUUGUCUUAUAAACCCAACAAUAAUAUUUUAAAUAGUUUUUCAUCCCAAUCUCUCACUUCUGGUACCCGGGUGCGAAUAGUCGCAGCCUUACUUUAAUAGGUUUUUACAUCAUUUAAAUAUAGAAGAAAAAGAGACUUAUUCAAAACAAUAAAUUUACCUGUUUUUUUAUUUAGGGGAUCAACAAGAUGAAAACUCCUCAAUCUCAAUAUUCAAAUACCUUAAUGAUAGAUAUGCAUUAAUGCCCGAGGUGAGUAACUUUUUAAAAACAUUUAUUUUUAGAUUUCACAAAAUACUUUUGGUUUCAAAUCUAAACAUUCGCGUUUAAUAAUAAAUUUAAUAUUAUAAUAAAUAUAUUGAAUAUUGAUGAUGGCUUAUAACUUAUGGCAAACAUUAUUAAACUUUGAGAGUAGUUAUUUUCAUUUUUAUCAUCAGUUGGAUUUAUAUUAAUUCAUUUAAUAAUCCGUUUGAAAAGAAUAAUAACUUAGAUAUAAUUGUCUGUGUGAAUUUUAAAGAACCAUUUGUAAUCAAGAAUAGUCAGCAUCAUUAAUAAAUUACUAAAACAAGUUUUGGCUUGACUUAAAAGAUAAGAAAAUAUUAGCAUAUAUAUAAAUUUUUUAAAUUAUUUUAUUAUUCUAUUAAGCAAUAGUUUUUAAAUCAAUGCUUAAAUCAAUACUUAAAGCAGGCUGCCAAUGAUAGUGAGAGGGAAGAAGAUAGUGAAGCUGACAACACAUCAAGGACAGACUCGCGUACAGACUCACGGUCAGAUUUAAGAGGAGGGAGUGACUUUGAACACUCUAUACCUCAAGAAUCACACUUCACCCAGCCUUAUGAACCUGUCUAUGAGCCCCCAUGGGGUAAAGGAGGUAGCCCAGAACACCCAAACUCACCAUCAGGGGCAUCAAAGCCUCAAAUAAAAUCUCACAGGUUAGUAAUAUCAGUAGUUAAACUAUUGUUUUGCAUUUAAAAUAUUUUAUUUUAAGUAUUGACCAAAGAAUAAACAUAAGUAAUAAUGGGAAUGAAAGUAGGGGAAAAUAAUGUUUCUACUGAAUUCCAUGCGCUUUUCUCAAAGCAGACAUUGGCAGGAUGUUGUAGAAAAAUCCAUAUUAGGACCAUAUAAGAGCCUUGAGUGAAUAUAAAUUUUAAAUAAAGUAUGGUCCUAAUAUUCUUUACCCUUUAAUAUCAGGUCAUUUACAUAUACUUAUUUCUGAGGAAUAUACUUUUUUGUGCUUAAUAUAAAAUUUACCAGUUACAUUUUAUAGUUAUUAUUUUAAGUAAGUAGUUUUUUCCUGGGAUAGUUUAAAAUAUAUUUUAUCUAAACUAUUAUUUUCUGUGAGCUCCGUUUUAUAAAUGGUUAUAAAUACAACACUUUGCAUAUUUUAGUAUUUUUUAUGUAACCUAAUGAUGUAAUAUUUUCAUCAGAUUUAUUGUCAAGUCUUUCCAAACUCCUUACAAAUGCAAUUUCUGCACUAGUUUACUUAUUGGUCUCCAAAGACAAGGCAUAACAUGUGAAGGUAAAUCAUUUCUUUUAACUGUACUAAAACAAUUUAUCAUCAAAUUUAAUUUUUGGAAAAUUUCACUUCUGAUUGGUAGAAAAUGUUGUAUUAGAAUGUUAUAAAAAUAAUUUAUUGCAUUAGAAAAUGCACACACCUUAACCCUUUCGAUUCCAAUAUGUUAAAUUUUGACUCAGUUAAUGUUAAUAUUAGUUAAAUAAGAUAAUGGGGAAACCUUGUUUUUGUUAUACAUAUUUGAUGUUGAAGGUGCAUGAUAGUUUGUUUACAUUAUAUCUUUUCUGUUUAUAGUUAUGGGCAAAAAUCAUGUUAAAUAAUAGUUGUGUUUACCUUUGUUUAAAAAAAAAAAUAAUAAUAUGGAUUAAAUUUGUUUUUAAGAUUUAAACAACUUUUGUUCAGUAUGAUCCUUAAAAGGUGGUCCUCAAAACAGUUUUUCUAGAUAUGAAAAUUGGAUCUUUCGAAAGGGUUAAUAAUAAUAUGUGCAAUUAGUUUGAAGUGAUUCAUUUUUAUCAUACAAGUUAAACUUGAAUUUCAACAGCCUGUAGCUAUUCCUGUCAUGUGAGUUGCAAGAACAAAUGUCCACAGAUGUGUCCAGUUCCACCUGAUAUUGGUAUGGAUAACAGUAUAGUUUAAACAGUUUUUUUAAAUUCAUUUAAAACAAAUUUUCUAAUUCACAUCUGAAUUGUUAUCAAGGUACUGGUGGCCAUUAAAAAACAAACUAUAUAAUGUUGAUUUGUAAAUGCUCAACAGAAGUAUGGGUUUAAUUGGUAGGAGAUUUUUGAAGGGGAAGAUGGCAGGGGAGCAUUGGCCUUGAGUUGUACAUGAGAGAAAAUAAGGGAUAGUAGCUAGGGGUUAGGGUGGGUGUAUGCCUUUUUUUGUUAGGUUCCAAGUUUAUGCUAAGAAAGUUACAUAUUAAUAAUAUAAAUAAUAACUAUUUUCCAUGAAUUUCUUCAACAGCAAAACGUCCUUAUGGAGCUGAAGUUUCCAAAGGUCAAGGCGUUGUUUAUGAAGGUUUUGUGAAAGUGAGUAUUUCAUUUGUCAAGAGAUGGUAGUCACGGUCAACUCCAUUGAACUUUGUGUAAUUUUCGGAGUGAAUGUUAUUGAAUUAAAAAGUUUUCUAAAAACCGAUUUUUAACAAUUCAGAUUCCCAAGCCAGGAGGAAUCAAGAGGGGAUGGGCAAGGGAAUACCUGGUAGUCUGUGAUUUCAAGUUGUUUAUUUAUGAGGUUCCAGAAAAUAAAAAUUGUCCCUCUCAUCAACUACAACAAGUUGUGGAUAUGAGGUAAGAGCAAAACAAGAAGUUCUGUUCCAUGUAGCUUGAAAAUUUCUUUGCUUAGAUAUAGUUCAAAGAUAUUAUUUAAAAAAGAACAUAAAUAUUAAAAUUGAAGUUUUUAUAAGAUUUAUUGGGAAUAACCUUUUCAGAGAUGAAGAAUUUUCUGCCUCACCAGUGUUACCAAGUGACGUUAUCCAUGCCAAUAAAAAAGAUAUUCCUUGCAUUUUUCGUGUAAGUUAACAUUGUCUCUUUGGAACUAUUUUAUAGUUAAGUAAUCUAAGCUAAUAAUUUAUAAGUAAAAAAAGUAUAGAAAUGAAUGUCGUAAAGGUAUUAUUUCAAAAAUGAAAUUGCACAUUCAACAUCUAAAAUUUAAAAAGAUCAUGUCUCAAAAUGUUAUGUGAAAUGCAUCUUUAUUGUCUGCAGGUUACAACAUCGGAAAUGAACCCACCUGGCACUCCAUAUACAGUUUUUUUACUUUGUGAAAAUGAAAAGGAAAAAGACAAUUGGCUUGCAGUUCUCAAUCAGUAUCAUAAAAUAUUGCGGAACAAACACCAAUCAUUCAAAAGUGUAUGUCAAUUAUUAGAUAUUUUUUAAAAUCCAAUAUAAGCUAUAGAGAAUUUGACAGUUAAAUUUCUUUUAUUUUAAAAACUUUCAUAAUUAAAACUCAUUUAGAAAAUGUAAUUUUGAUCAUAACUAGUAAAAAUGUGAGUGGCAAUGUUAAUAUCCUUUUUAUUUUAGUAAACCAGUUAUAGGAUUUGGGAUCCAGUUUUAACCUGGUUAUUGGUUUUUACAUGGCAAUGUCUGACUGACAUGUUACAUUUUAAGAUCAUUAGUAUUAGUUUGAUUUAGAAUUUCUCUGUUAUGUUUUGAUUUCACAAUUUUGUACCAGCACUGGGCCAAUGUGUGACAGCAUUUGUUGGUCAGCCAAUAUUUAUUACCAUUGACUAGACUUCUACAAUGCAAUCUGCACUGAUGCAAACAUUUUAAUGGAUAUAUAUAACAAAGCAAAAUGCAUCCUGCAAAGACAAAGUAUACUGGCAUUUUAAAGUGGUGGUCAUCUUUUUAUGAAAGUGACCUAGUUUUCCUUAAAAGUAUUCCUGUCCCUUCUGCUCUUUACCACAGCUGAUGUUAAACAGUGUGGGGCAUGGCUAGACAUGAUAAUGAUUACUUAUUUUAUACAUUUCUCUUAAAAGAGUGAUAAAAGUAAUUUAUCUAAAUCGAUUACUGGUAAUCAAAUUAUUGAGUAACAUCCAUUUAAAUUGAAAUAUGAUUAUUAUUAUUUUUUAAAGUCAAAAACUGAUGAGCAGUUGUGCCAUAAAGAAAGGCACAUAUAAAUUAACAUAACAUUUUCAACUUUUUAGAAAAAGAUUGCGCAAUAACAAAGUAAUCCUUCAGAUUUCUAUUUCCAGUUGCCAAAAUCUUUCAUUUAAAUACUCCAAUUGGCUGAAAAGACUUUGAAAAAUAGAAAAAAAUUCUUAUAAGAUUCUCUUGUUCCCUUGCAAAAUAAUUUAUUUAAGGAAACAUGUCUAGUUCUUUUAUGUCAUUCAACAAGGCAGUAGAAAAAAGCUGUUGAAACAGAGGAGGCAGCGAAAUGUGCCAAAGAAACAAUCCAUGAAGAAACUCCUAAUCAAUAAAAUUCAGACAAAAAGAAAUAAGCAACAUCAGACAGCAGAGACAUUUUCUCCAUCUCAAAGACAAGAUUUUCCGAUUGGAACUUGUGGCAGGUGUGGAAUAAGAGGCCAUAAAGGAAAUGUCUGCAGGUACAAAGACAUGAUCUGCCGCUUUUGCCACAAGAGAGGACAUCUAUAAAGAGUUUGUCUUAAUAAGAAAGAGAAUGCCCCAAAACAGAAACCAAUUCAUCUCAAAAGAAUAAGAAGGCAAAACCAAAUUCAAGAAUUUAUUUUAGAAGGAAAAAGGUUUGCAUUCGAAACUGACACUGGAGCCGGAGAAAAUUUUGUGUCUGAAUCUGUUUGGCCAAAGCUGGGACAACCCACAUUGAGCCCAGUAUCUGUUAAGAACGAGUCAGCGUCUGGUGACCUACUUAAUGUUUUGGGAGGAGUUGAGGCAGGGGAAAUAGCUACAAAUCUGUCAUUUGUAGUAGUGAAAAACCACAACUUAAAUUUGUUGGGAAGAACUGCAAUAAAGAACCUCAAGAUUUCAAUAGACACACUGUUUCAAACAAAGAUAAAUCACGUUAGUAAUCAAAACUCAUUGAUUAAAGCUCGUGAACAAAUCCGUAAGUCAACUGAAGAUUGCAAUGCGGAUGCUCUUAGUCUACCCUCGGCGCUUGAUGACACAUUUGAUGGUGAAGAUAGUGACGCAGACAUGGAUUCUGUUUGUAUGAUCGUUAACAGAUCAGACCAACAGACCCAGGAGUCCUUGCUACAGAGUCACUUAAAGAUUCUACGGUGUGUCUACAGUAAUGAGAUAUCAAGAGGGCUGGCCGUCCUCUACAAACAAAGCGCACUUGAACAAGGAUGCAGCUAAUAUUGCAGCUUUUAAAAAUAUUCAAGACUCACUCUCCGUGGUGACAAACUGUCUAUUUUAUGGUUCAAGAAUUGUGGUACCAAAAAUACUACAAGCUCAAGUUCUCCAAAUCCUGCAUACAGGACAUUUUGGAACCGAGCGGAUUAAACAGUUAGCAAGAUCAUCUGUAUAUUGGUCCAGACUUGAUGCUCAAAUCAUGGAGAUAGUUCGAACAUGCCAAGCAUGUGCAGAACACGCCAGAGACCCAAACAAAGCAAAUAUCCACCCAUGGAUGUUGCCAGAAAAACCAUGGAGUCGAGUACACAUCGACCAUGCCAUUAACUUAAAGGGAUCACAUUGGUUGGUUAUGAUAGAUGCCUAUUCAAAGUAUCAAGAGUAUCCACAGGACAACAUCUACGUCAACCAAAGCCACCAUUGAUCUUCUUGAGGAAGAUUUUGCUAAUUUCGGCUAUCCACACCAUAGUCAGUGACAAUGCUACUAGCUUCAUCUCGGAAGAAUUUCAGCAUUGGUGUAAAGAGAGGGGUAUUGUACAUCUCGCAGGCGCUCCCUAUUAUCCUGCUACGAAUGGAGCGGCCGAACGACUGAUUCAAAAUUUCAAGAGUUCAAUAAAGAAAUCCCCCUUACCUUAAAGGAAUCUCUACAAGACUUUCUGCAUCAUUAUCGUAGGACACCAUUGGCAAGUGGAUUAUCACCUAGCCAACUGCUGAAAAAUCGGCAAAUAAGAACACUUGUUGAUACUCUAGUUGCCUCUCCUGCUCAUCGAGCACAAGGACAACAUCUUAAAGAAAUAGCUGUCAGCAAUGGGACAAAUAAAAAUCCUAGUCGAUCAUUUAACCGGGGAGAUCCAUGUUACGUCAGAGUAUAUGGAACAGCAACAGACUCUUAAACCACGAUGGACUCCCGGUACAAUCAUCCAAGUUAUGGGUCCACGUCUUUUUAAGUUGAAGAUUUAUCCAAAUGGUCCCACAUGGAAGAGACUUUUAGACCAACUUCGCCCCAGGUAUGGAGCGGAAGAAGAUUCAGAACGAAGUUUGGAUAUAUUGACAGGAAGUCUUUAUCCAACAGCUCAGGAAGCCCUGAGUCAUCAACCGUCUACACAUCCAGUUACUCCAAGUUCACCUAAGAAGAUUAACCCUCGUCAGCCAAGACCUUCAGACUAUGUCAUACCCAGGAGAUCUCAAAGACAACCUCGAGCACCAUUGUUACUGGACUUGUAAUUGUUCGGGGAGGUGUUAUGGUGGACUAGCAGACUGGACCGUCCCGAUAGCCAGCCAGGUGAAACAGCGUACAUGCGCAGAGACACUGUAGUGAGAGUGUGUGUUUAUGAACCAUGUUCCGGACACAAGCAGAAAGUCAACACUGAGGGCUUGUAUUUAUGUAUAUAUAUGUUUAUGAUACUUGUUUGAAAUAAAAACAUUGAAAACAUAAUUUUAUUUUCAUUUUUUUUUUUUUUUGCAUAAGAAUAUUUUAUUAUAUAGUUCAUAUUGUAUUUAAAAUUAUCAUACUCUUUAUACAUAUUUUUUACAGGUUUAUAAUGCUCAGGAAGUAUGUGAUAACUCUCUUCAGCUGGUGAAAGGUACACAAUGUGCAGCAAUUUUAGGUAUGUCAUUAAGAAAAAAUCAUUUCUUGCUCUUAUUAUUUCAAGUUCAUUAUUGUCUUUAGUGCUUAAAAAUGCCUCUAAUUGAAGAUUAGUUCACAAAAUUUUGUUUUUUUAAAAUAAAAAAAUAUAGGCAAAAUUGAAACAUUGAUCCUUAACUUAAAAAAAUAUAGCGAUUGUAUGUUAACAAUUUCAGACUCCUCAAGGAUUAUUUUGGGUACAGAUGAAGGUCUUUAUGUAGUAGAAUUGAGCAGAGAUCGUAAGUAGUUUUUUUCUUUGUCAGUCACUAAUAAAAUAAAAAUUGACAUUUUAAUCUUUUGUAUCAAUUUUAACUAUAUUUUAUUCAAUUUACUUGAAAUAAUUGGUUGCUCAAAAUUGAUUUAUUCUUUAAAAAUUUUUGUAAUGUUUUUUGCCAUUUGUUUGCCGAAAACCUUAAGGUUAAAGUUAUUAUAAAUUUAAUGUUGCAAAUGGUCAAUUGCAUUUAUUUUAAAGUGCUGAAACAAAGAGUAACAAGAAAAAUGCUUACUCUUUUCAUUAUAAUUUAUAAUACUAUUUGGUAAAACAAUUUCAUUUUUUUGCUCCAUGAACAGAAGUUAUACGAAUAGCGAGCAGAACAGAAAAAAAACAGGUUUAUCAAAUAGAAUUGGUGCUGGAGCAAGGGUUAGGGCUGCUAGCUUAUAUUAGUGGUAAGUUUCUUAUAGUUGAAUAUUUUAUAUGCCACAUUAAAAGUAUUUUGUAUUCAUCCUAAUUAAAAACAAAUUAAACAAAUGGAACCAGCUCCCCUUCCACAUUCGUCAUUGUUAAACCUCAUCCACUUUCAAAAAGUCCCUUAAAACCCAUAUGUUUAGGUCCGCUUAUGACCUGUGAUGCACCCUCCUUGCCCUGCCUCAUUUUCUGUCUCGGGAUGAUCCUGUAUUUGUUUUUUUUUUUCAAAGUAUAUGCCAAAACGUGCCAAAGUGUACUUGUUUUUAUAGCCAUUGUAAUAUUUAAGCUACUGUUUUUAUAGUCAUUUUUCACAUUGUAGUUACUAUUCUAGUGUCUCUGGUUUUUCAUUUUUCUUUUACUUUAGCAGUUUAAAUAGUUUACAUAUUUUUAAUAAUUGUAAAGCGCUUAGAGCUGUAAGGUAAGCUCUAUACAAAAAUGCCUAAAUAAUAAUAAUUAACAUUCUAAUAUAUUAUGCUGUUUUACCAUAUACAUUAUAACUUGGCAUUGCUCACUAUUACUCAAGGCGAGAACACUAUAAAUAUUUAUUUACGAGUGUUUACAUUAUUUUUGUUUGCAGUUCAAAUAUGUCAUUCAUAAGUAUAAUUAAUAGAACUUUUGUUAAAUGUAUGUAGGACCUAAUGAAAGGAUUUAAACUUAACGUUUAUUGCUCUAAGGGACAAUGCAUGUUCUCUCAUAAUACAUAAUAUUUCUAUUUCUUGCAUGUUGUAGGUAAACAAAAACAUUUGAAAUUGUUAAAUCAAUCUGCCCUGGAAGGACAUGAAAUGGAGCCUAUUAAAAUCAAUGAAACUAAAGGCUGCCACUUAUUUUGUCAUGGAGAGAUAAGGCAGCCCCAAGGUGGCAGUUCCUGUUGUCUGUCUGUUGCCAUAAAGCGUACAGUGCAAGUGUAUGAAAUAAAUAAAACUAGACAGAAAUAUCGCAAAAUGAAAGACAUCCAGGUAUACAUAACAUGUUAAUAAAAAUAAUUUGAAUUUGAUGGUCACUAUAUGAAUUUUUCCACUUAAGGAAUCAAUUUAAACUUCUAGGCAUAUUUAGUUAUGAAGUUGGUUUAUAAAUAAGAAAGUUAAUAAUUAUCAAAAUUAUAUUGAAUUAAAUUAAUAAGUUUCACAAUUCAUAGCUGGUAGAAACCUAUCCUGUAAUAAAUGAUUUUAAAAUGUUUCUGUGAAUUGAAGAAUGUAACCCUUUAUUAUCAACCUGUAAAUACAAAAUACAGUAAAACACAAUUAUAUCUUUCCCUGACAAAAUUCAAGAAAAAUUUUUGUUGGCAAAAAUAGUGAAUUGUAUUAUUGACGAAUAGUACGCUUUUUUUAAACGACCCUUUUAUAACAUAGUUUCUACUUUCUGGAUUUAUGCUGGCAGUUAUAAUUUGAUUAUAAGACUACAGACAUUUUUGCAUAUACAGCUGUUUUUAAAAAUGUUAGGGAAAAGUAAAGUUAACUAGUUAAAGUUAACCACUUCUUAAAUACAUGUCAGGCUGGAUGUGAGUUGCCACAAAUCAUAACAAAUCAGAAACUGAGCAUGCCAUUAAUUGAAAAAAAGACUGCUUGUCUUCUUAAUCAAAAUAUGUUUGCUGUCUCACUUCAAAAAUAUUUCAUCCCAUCAGGUUCCUGGUCAAGUUGAUUGUAUAGAGAUGAUGAGUGACAGACUCUGUGUAGGUUACCCGUCAAGCUUUGCAAUCUAUAGUGUGCAAGGAGACGCUGCCCCAAUGAGUAAGCUGAUGGCUGUUUAUACUGAUUAAAGACUAAAUGUGCACCAUAAAUGGGUUUAAAAAAGGAAACUUUAAUUGUUACGAAACAAGUUACACAAGUUUUAAAUAAUAAUCUAUAUGCCAUUGUUAUUUCAGCAUUAGUCAACAUAGAAGAUAACAGUUUAGGAUUCUUGGUUCAAAACCCCAUUAGUGCCAUGUUAGCUGUACAGAUGUCUGAAGCUGAAUAUUUCCUGGCAUUUAACAGUAAGCAUUAUUUUCUCCUGUCUUAUUUAAAAAAAUGCCCUAAAAUAGAUCUUGCUGUGCUUAUCACUUGUUAAUACUUAAGCCCUCUUGAUUAAGAUUAUGAAAUUUGAUUCAAAUUGAACAAUGACCAUCUCUCUUUAUAUUCUUUCAGUUGUUGGUAUUUAUGUUGAUAACAAAGGUAAUCGCAGCAGAGCACAGGAAAUUUUGUGGCCUGCACAACCUUUAUAUGUCAGUAAGUAACCCCUAGCCAUACUUUUUAUAAUAGUGCUAUUUAAAAUUUUUUCACAAAGAAACAAAUCAUUAAUGUAUUGCUCUUCAUGGUUUAAUGAACUACUUUUAGAAGUUUACAGUUUCCCCCUAACAGGGCAGUCACCAUUUAAAUGUACUGUUGUAGUCACCAUUUAAAUGUAACGGUGCAGUAACCAUUUAAAUGUAGCAAGGCAUUACCAUUUAAAUGUAAUGGUAGAGUAACUAUUUAAAUAUAACGGUAUCGGGACACUUCCAAAAAUUUUUCAAUAUUUAAUUUAUUUAUGAUAUGAUACUUCAUAUUUAUUCUGUUGUUGCCUUUCUAUAGAAAUUUCAAUGUGUUUAGUUUGAAUCUUGUGUUGGGGUAACUGUUAGUAUAAGUAAAAAUGUUUUUCUUUCUGCCAGGCUACUCUCACCCUUAUCUCACGUGCCACACAGAGAAUUCCAUUUUCAUUUUUGACAUUUUCAAUUGUGAGUGGAUGCAAACUCUCUGCUUAAAAAAGGUACUGAAAGCAAUACAAAAUUUUAGUUUUAAAGAUAUUUAAUGUUAAAUUAAUGCAUGUAACAGGGAAAACCCAAAAUAGCUUUUCGUAAUUAUACCUAUAAGUUAGGGUUUAGGGGUCAUUCAUAUAUUAGGCAAGAACAAUAAGAUAUUACACAUUAUAUUUACAUAACCUCCACCUCUUUUUUCCCUACACAUUUUUACACAAACAUGUAUUGUUCCACUAUUUAUUUAAUUUACACAGCUUUUAUUCGGUUCCUCUUGUUGUCCCCUAGAACACUAUUUAUGAAUUUUAAGUAUAUAUAUAAAGAAAUUUAUAUGUAUUAAUUAGAGUCUAAAAUUUUUAUUGUAAAAAUAUUGCGCUUGAUUCAGUAGUAUUUGUAUUAAUGCAGCUAUUUUGGAAAAUUUUUAAAUUUCAACAAAACUUUCAUUUCGUGUUAAAUAAUUCAAGCUUUGUAAAAAAAAAAUAACUCAAAUUUUAUAAUGAAUUCAAAAAAUAAAAGUGAUUACUUACUAUUUUCAUUAUUACCCCCAUAAUGCAACAUUUACAUGAGUGUGACCAACACCAUUAUUUAAAUUUGACUUUAACUCACACAGCCACAUAUUUUUCGACUCUUUGUCAACAUUGGUGCUGUGGUACUUCAGAAUGCUCGUAAUUCUUGCUAAAUUACACAUUUUUCUAGACCUACACUUAGGGCGAACUCUCCCAUACGAGCCCAUGCCCCUCUCCCCUUUUCUGACCCUUCAGUGGGUACAAAUAUAUGGAUGACCCUAACUCACGCUGCACAAAAAAAGCACAUUUUUAUAGAAAAUUCUUUUUAUUCUUAUAGACAAAGCCCUUGAACAAAGAUGGGUCGCUGUGUAUUUUAAAUGCAACAGACUCUCAGCACAUAGUCUACCUUAAAAAUGUUGAAGAGGGUGAGUAUAGUUUACUGUUUUCUUUUCAUUUUGUUGUCAUAAACUACACUACUCCAAUGAUCUGCUCUUUAAAGCAGUUGCAAAACAUAAAUCUUUAAAUGAUUUAAAAGGUCUAAACAUCGGAGCUUUUCUGAAUUUCUGUUAUUCUAAUAGCAAUCAUACAUAAUUUAAUACAUCAAUCAGUCAGGCCCUUAAUUUAAAUUUAGUGCAAAUAAAAAUACAGCUAGUACUCGACUUAGAACCACGAUCAGUUCUGACAAACCGGUCGUAGGACAAUUUGGUCGUAAGUUGAGUACGCUAUGUUUAAAGUAAUCUGAAGUGUUGUUAUAAAAUAUUUAAGUUAAAUUAUACCAUACAUUUUUUAUUAUUGUUUAAAAUCAUUUGUAUCAUCUCUACUCCAUUUUGUUUCUUAUUCUGAAAUAAAUCUGACAUUUAAUAUGGCUAGUGAUUGUGGUAGUAAAGUCGAAUGAUUGUGAGUUGCAUAGGUCGUACGUCGAGCACUAGCAGUAGUUCAAACCAAUUGUUACUGCGGGGAUAAUGAAUUUUGGGAUGAUAGUACUGAAACAUAAAAUAUGCUGUAAUGUUAUUAUGUAACUAGAAUACAUGACCCUAUGUUAUCAGGUUAAUAGUGGUAGGUCAUUUGUGAUACUUUCUGCCUGCUAUUGCAAAAACUCAUCACAGUUCCUAACUUUAAAAAGAAUUAUUUAUGUAAAGAUAUUUAUGUUUCUAACAUCAUAAAGUUUUGAAAAAUAUUUAUCUGCUUUAUAUUAUACACCUACCCCUACUCCCUUGCACGCCUCUAAACUAAUUUCCCUCUAAACACGAUCUUAAAUUACCCAAUCUAAAUUAUCACUAAUUAUAUCACUUUUGUCACUAAAGAAGUUAGUUGAAGGACGAUUUCUACGCUAGAGAAAUACUUUUAAGAUUUACCCCUUUUUGUGCCCUUGAACUACAACUUUUUUUCUCUAAAAAUUGUUAAAAAACAUAAUCUUAAAUUUACAACAAAAAAUUAAAUGAAUUUGAUAUAUUGAUAUCUUCAUCAAAAAUUUAAACACUCUUUUGUCUUGUUUGUUUAAUUAUGCAUUAUCAGAAAGAAGAAUCUCGCAACAGUUUUUCACGUCUAUAACAGACUUCUUUUUUUUUUUAAAUACAAAAAAAAAAAUUGUUAGUCUCAUAAAAAUACACACCCACUUUACUUUUCGCAAAGUAAAAACAAAAUGUAUAUUUUAUUUUUUUUGAAAGAAAAUAUAAACCCAUCUCCAUUUUUCAAAAUUUAAUUUUCAAGUGUGUAAAAGGAUUGGUUUUUGACAGUCAUAGGUAUACUUAUAUAAAUGAACCCACAUUUCGUUAUCACCAUUGAUUUUCUUAAUUGGUAAACAUAUGUUUAUUUGUAAAAAGAGAAUGUAACAUCUCUUUUUUCACAAAUGCAAUACCAUAGGAUUUAAAUAUAUUGUCAUCCACGUAAAAAUGUACACAUCCUAUUUCCUACCUCCGAUAUGUAUGUACCCAAAAAGGAUUAUUUAUCAAAUUGAUUCCUUUAUUUUGAGACGUAUCUUGUGCUGCCUGGGGCAAAAUGACCAACCCCCCCCCCCGAUUUAAAUAUAAAUUAACCAAAUCUUCCACUGGAUUUUAGUUUCUUCCAUACCCAAACUAACAUAUUUUGCACUUUGUUUGUUCUUGUUUGGAUGAGUUAUAAGUGGAUUAGUGAAUGCUAUUUUGCUAUAGCUGGUAUUAAAUGGCAAGAAAAAGUGACUAAUAGUGAGGUCCUAAUGCGUGCAAAUACCCAAAGCAUGUUCACAAUCCUUAGUGAAAGACGCCUGAGGUGGCUAGGUCAUGUUAAAAGAAUGAGUCCCGGCCGCAUUCCGAAAGACCUCCAAUAUGGUGAACUUGAUUCAGGAAAGAGGAAAACAGGUCACCCACGUCUGCGAUUUAAAGAUGUCUGUCAAAGGGACAUGAAAGCAGCCAAAAUACAUACAAGUGACUGGGAGUGUAAGGCAAAAGACCGAUCUACGUGGCGCACAGUUGUCAAACUCCCGCAGUACCAUCGGCUCCUCCGAAGAAUGGAAGAGGCUGCAGACAGAAGAGCUAGGAGAAAGGCCAAAACAUUUAGAAGCACGGAACUCGUGUGUAAAAACUGUGGUAAAGACUGUCACUCAAGGAUAGGACUGCACAGCCACUCGAGAAAAUGCAACCCAACCAAACGGUGAUGCACCAUCGUCUGGUGAUGCACCAUCAUCUCACAAGACGGAAGGAUGCCGAUUUUGCUAUAGAGUUUCGCUGCACUGAUUGACUUAAACACCAUUUUCUUAUUAGAUACAUAUUUAAAGGUUUUUAUUACGCUAUAUAGCUAAUAAAAGCAUAUUUUUUUGGAAUUAAAAAAAGUAAAAACUUAUAAUGUUAAAAAUACAAAGCUAAAAUUUGUGUGUGUUUAAUUUAAGAUUUAAAAAGUUAUCAAUUAUAUUUAUUAAUUUUACUUUUAAGAAAGGGGAAAUACAUUAUCAGUUUUGUAUCAGUUUUCUAAGAAACUUAAGAGUUUAGGCUAACAUAGGCAGUGUGUCCUUUGCAUGCUUAUUUAGAAAAAAAUAAUGUAAUUUUAUUUUGCAAUAUUAACAAUGCACUAAAAACUGAUGUUUGGGUUUUCCCCGAUAAAUGUGAUUAGGGUGUAAUUUUUGAUCAUCAUUUUUUAUUUAAUUUUUUAUCUCUUAACUUUCAAACAAGAUAGUUCCUUAAUUGUUACUCUAAAUUUAUUUGUAAUUUAUUAAAAUACUUAAACUUUUACUAAAAUAAAAGCGGAUGUAUAAUAUUUUUUGUACAUUUAAAUUUAUUUGAUUUCCGUAUAAUAAUAUAAAAUAGCAAUGAUCGUUUUUAAGAAUCCGAACGUUUUUAAAUCUUUUGGGUUCUUUGGCAUUACGGUCGGCCUAGCUCAUUCUUAUAUAUUUAUUACCUAAUCUUAAAAAUACCACGCCUAUUUUUUAAGGACAUGAUUAUGUAAGGCAUAUAAACUGUUUUAUUUAAGUGGAAGUCAUAAUUUCCUGUUACAAUGAGACUCAUUUAAUUUGAAUGACAACAAAAAUAAAAACCAAAAACUAAAUUAAAUCGUAAAAUUUUUUAAAUUUAUUAAAUUCUAAAAAAAAUUGUUUCCUUAUUUUCACUGUAAAAUAACUUGAUAAUCAUAAAUAAUUUGAUAAAUAUUGAGCCAUAAAGAGAAUUAUUUACCAUGAUCAUCAAAAUUGAUUGUUUUAUAAGCUAUUUUAAGCUCAUUUACCCCAUAUUUUUAAUGAAUAAGUUUCAGACAAAAAUAGUACAAUGUUUGCGAAAGAUAUUUGUUAAUCAUUCGCUAGUUUCUCUAAAAAAUCAGAACAAAGUAUCCAAUUUUAGUACUGCCUUUUUUCAUCAUGUUUUCUAUUUUGAGAUUUUUACUUUUUGUGUAAGAAAUUUAUCAAUGUACAAUGUAUAUAUUAAAAGACUUUUUAAAUUUAGCAAAAAAACAGGAAUUCACUAUCUUACAUACAAAUUUAGACACUUUUAAAUUGAAACAUCCCUUCUGUAUUUUAUUUUAAUUUUUCUGCCCUCAUUUUAAAUUGAGUUUGAACUAGAUCCCAGGACAGAUAUGAUCAAAUUUUUUAAUUUUGAAACUAAAUAUUAAAAGAAAACGUUUCAGGAACAUGUAAACUGUGCAAAUUUUUUCACUAGUAAGUUUUCUCUAAAAAUUUUUGUUCCAUUUCUUCUUAGUGAAGCUAAAGGAAAUAAAUAUUGGCCUCUUUUUAAAAAAACGAUUUUUACUUUUCUGUAAGAAAUUUAUCUGUGAACAUAGUCUUUUUGAGAUUAAUAUUCAAAAUUUAGACAAGUAUAUAAUUUCAAAUUUAGCUUGAAAUUAAUGCAGAAAACUAAAAAUCAAGAUAUUGUAAGAAAUAAUAUUUUAAAGUAGUUCUAAGUUAAAUAACUUCUGAUAAAUACAUCCAUUGCUAUAUCUUAAAAGUCUUUAUAUUUAUUUAAAUCUGAAAGUUCAAGAGUUGUGACAAACUUUUUUAUAAAGAUUAAGGACUGAUGAGACCAUUUACAAUGAUAAAUGUGAUUAUAUCAAAGGCUAUUCUGAGCUCUUUUCCUUUGAAGUGUGAAGAAUUUGUGCAUAUUUUAGGAAAUGAAGCUUUAGUUGUUUUUUUUAAUGUGGCCAUAAAGUUUUUAAAGUGUUCAAGGAUAAUUUGAUAAAAUUUCUAACCCAGAUAUUGAGCGAUGAGUAGAUUAUUUUACAUUGAUCAAAUAUGAUUGUUUUAUACGCUAUUGUGAGCUCUUCAUCAUAUAUUUUUAAGUAUGGGUGAUUUCAAUACAAUGAACAAGUUUCAUUUUAUAAUCUCCAAAUUUCAUUAGAAAAAUGUCAAAUUCACUAUUCACCAAUGUGGAUUUUAUUUAGACACAUAAUUUUAAAGAAAUACAUCUAAGGAGUUUAUCCGAACCUUGGGCCUAUUUAAAAUUCAAAUUCCAAAUAUCAAUCUUUAAAUAAUAUUUGUCAUAUGAUGGUAAUAUUUCAUGUUCAGCUAAUGAAUUGAGGAGCAAGCAAAAAUAAACAUGGAUCUGUAAGAAAAAAAAUUGAGGGAGUCUCAUUUUUCAGCGAUUAAAGAUGAAGUGAUAACAAAUUGCUUAUCUAGAUAUAGAGCAAUGAGGAGAAUAUUGUACAGUGACCAAACGUGAUUGUUUUAUAUGUUGUUCUGAGCUCGUUGUAAGUUUCAGACAAAAAUGAUACAGAAUUACUUUUCUCCAAAUUUCAGUACAAAAAAAUUCAAAUUCUAUUUUUUGGUCUUGAUUGGCUGAAGGACACAAAUAUGUUGUUCUUUUUUUUAGAUUUUUACCUUUUCUGUAAGAACUUUUCAAUAGACAUUUUCCAAACACAGGUUUAACAUUUUAUCAUAUAAAAUUACAAAGAACAAGUUUCAGUUAUAAAUAUAUGAACAUAUGAUCUCAAUUUGUUUUUAAAUGAGUAGUGAACUUCUGAAAAAUAAACCUUUUUCCUAUAUCUGAAAAGUAUAGUUCAUAUCUAAAAGAUGAAACACAUUGUGUGAAAUUUAUUUUAAAUAAAACUAGAUUAUAUACAAUAUUGUUCUAUACGGUAUUCUGAUCUCUAUUCCUAUUAUUUGAGUGUACAGAAUAAAUGUUUCUUAAAAAAAUGAAUGAGUCCCAAAACUUAAGCAUAUUGUUUUGGUGCUAGCAAGUUUAAAUGAUAAUUUAUUUAAGAUUUGUUUGUUUUACUAUAAUACAAAUGUUUUGGGACAAUUCUUUAUUCAACUAAAUUGUCAUUAUACAGCUUGCGUUCUUGAUUAAGCAACUUCAUUUUCAAUAAGAACUUCAUCAAAGCAGUUGUUCCAAGUUGACAGUUAAACAUGCUUUUGUUAAACAUUCCAGUUUGUUAGAAAAAAAAUUAUAAAGUUUAAUUUGAACCGUAACAUUAAAUAUGUAGUGAAAGUUAAAAAAAACCAACUCAUAAAUAUUGAGCAAUGAGGAAAAUAUUUACAAUGAUAAAAAAUGAUUAUUUCAUACGCUAUUCUGAGCUCUUUACUGAAUAUUUUUAAUUUUAAUCACUCUAAAACAACAAAACAAUUCAGAUAUUAUUACAAUCUUGGUUAUCAAGUUUUCUCCAAACUUAGAAUUUCAAAAUGUCAAAUAUUUGUACUUUUUCUUCUUAGUGAGGUAAGGUCAUAAAUAUACUGUACUGUUAAGGUCUUCAACCAGUUUCUUUAAGAAAUUUACCCAUUGACUUAUACAGGAAAUAUCUAAGAUUAAAAAUUCAAAUAAACUAUCUGUCAUGUGAUCCAGGCAUUUCAAACUCACCUUAAAAUUAAAGACAGAAAAUGAAAAUAAAAUAGGAUGUUGUAAGUAAAAUUGUUUAAAAGUAGUGAUGGAACUUCUGAUAAAUACAUUUAUUGCAAUAUCUAAAAAGUCUUAAAUAUUUAUGUGAAUCUAAAUGUUCAAAUGUGACAAAUUUUAUUUAAAAAAGACUGAGAACAAUGAGGAGAAUAUUUAUAAUGAUAAAAUGUGAUUGUUUUCUACGCUAUUCUGAGCUCUUUUGCUAUUGUUUUAAUUAUGAACAAUUUGAAUCCUUUUUUAAAAUGAAACAGUCAUAAAGACUACUAAAUAAUUUUGGUGUGACUGAGCACUGUGCAUUUCCUCUUAAUGUUUGGUUUUAAUGUAGCUACAAAAUUUGUAAGGACAACACUAUUUCUGUCAUAACUAAUGCAUUUUUUUAUUUAGUCACCCGUUUAAUUAAAUUUACAUCUGAUUAAUAAACAUUCCAGUUUCGUAGUAAAAACAUUUAAGGGUAAGUCUAAAUCUUAGUGUUUCAAGAUGAAGGGAUAAAAUUUAUAAUCCAGGCAUUGACAGAAGAUAAUAUAUACAUUGAUCAAACACAAUUUUUUAUACGCUGCUCUGGGCUCUUUACCCCAUAUGUUUAAGAUGUUAAAUAUUUUAGGAUUUAAAUUUGAACCAUAACAUUAAGUAUCUAGGGAAAACAUUGAUUUCCAGAUAUUGAGCAAUGAGGAAAAUAUUUACUUUCAUUGAUCAGAUGUGAUUGUUUUAUACGCUAUUCUGAGCUCUUUACCAAAUGUUUUUAAGUGUUAUGAUUGUAAUUCAAUGGUCAAGUUUCAGAUGAAAGUCUCCAAAUUUGAGUGCAAAAAAAAAAUCAAAUUUCAGUACUAGGUCUUGAUGAGUCAGUGAUACAUUUGUUCAUACAUUUGUGGUUUUUCAUUUUUUCCAUUUUAGAUAUUAAUUUUUUUAUGUUAAAAAUUGUUCAAUGUAGACUACAUCCUUUUUUGUAUGUUGCUGUUCAGAAUAAAAAUUCAAGCAUUUUAUAUUCAUCAUGUGAUCCAGACAUUCUAAAUGUACAAUUAGUGCAGAAAAUAAAAACAAAGUCAAAAUUGGGUUAUAAAUAAGAAAAACGUUCUCAAUUUGUAUUUUCAGCAAAAGUGAACUUCUGAACAAUAGAAUUUCUUGCUAUAUUUGAAAAGUCUUUGCUUUAGAUCUUGACCAGUGGUUCUCAACCUUUUUAACGCCUCGACCCUUUAAUACAGUUCCUCAUGUUGUAGCGACCCCCUGGCAGAAAAUUAUUUUGGUUGCUACUUCAUAACUGUAGAGUAUAUCGGUUUUCAGAUGAUCUUAGGUGAACCAUGGGAAAGGGUCGUUCGACCCCCAUAGGGGUCGCGACCCACAGGUUGAGAACCGCUGAUCUAGACGAUCAAACAUGUGCAACAUUUAUUUUAAAUAAUGAGCAAUGAGGAGAAUAUAGACAAUGAUAAAAUGUGAUUAUUUUUUUACGCUAUUCUGAGCUCUGUUCCUACUAAUUAAGUGUGUAGAAUAAAUAAUUGAUAAAAUGAAUGGGUCCUUGAAAAGAAAUAAGCAUAUUGUUUUGGUACUGAUAACUAAUAAUGGGUUUAAAUGAUUAUUUACUCUUGUAAAGCUUUUGAACUACCGUGGUAAAAGUUAUAGGAUGAAGCUUUAUACAAUCAGAUUGACAAGAAAAUGUGUGCUUGAUUUAGGCAUUUGGUUUUUACAAAGAAAAUGAUUAAGGGAAAGUGCCUAGAUGGCAGCACAUUGAAAUUACUUUUUAUGUAACGUUCCAAUUUGUUUGAAAAAAUGUUUAAAAUUUAAAUUUGAACCAUAACAUAAAGUAUCUAGUGAAAACAUAUUUCCAGAUAUUGAGCAAUGAGGAGAAUAUUUACUUUCAUUGAUCUGAUGUGAUUGUUUGAUACGCUAUUCUGAGCUCUUCACCAAAUGUUUUUAAGUGUUGCGAUUGUAAUUCAAUGGUCAAGUUUCAGAUGAAAGUCCCCAAAUUUGAGUGCAAAAAAAAUUUCAAAUUUUAGUACUAGGACUUGAUGAGUCAGUGAUAAAAGACAUACAUUUGUUCAUACAUUUGUGGUUUUUCAUUUUUUCCUUUUUAGAUAUUAAUUUUUUAUGUUAAAAAUUGUUCAAUGUAGACUACAUCAUUUUUUGUAUGUUGCUGUUCAGAAUAAAAAUUCAAGCAUUUUAUAUUCAUCAUGUGAUCCAGACAUUCUAAAUGUACAAUUAGUGCAGAAAAUAAAAACAAAGUCAAAAUUGGGUUAUAAAUAAGAAAAACGUUCUCAAUUUGUAUUUUCAGCAAAAGUGAACUUCUGAACAAUAGAAUUUCUUGCUAUAUUUGAAAAGUCUUUGCUUUAGAUCUUGACCAGUGGUUCUCAACCUUUUUAACGCCUCGACCCUUUAAUACAGUUCCUCAUGUUGUAGCGACCCCCUGGCAGAAAAUUAUUUUGGUUGCUACUUCAUAACUGUAGAGUAUAUCGGUUUUCAGAUGAUCUUAGGUGAACCAUGGGAAAGGGUCGUUCGACCCCCAUAGGGGUCGCGACCCACAGGUUGAGAACCGCUGAUCUAGACGAUCAAACAUGUGCAACAUUUAUUUUAAAUAAUGAGCAAUGAGGAGAAUAUAGACAAUGAUAAAAUGUGAUUAUUUUUUUACGCUAUUCUGAGCUCUGUUCCUACUAAUUAAGUGUGUAGAAUAAAUAAUUGAUAAAAUGAAUGGGUCCUUGAAAAGAAAUAAGCAUAUUGUUUUGGUACUGAUAACUUGACUAGGACUUGAUGAGUCAGUGAUAAAAUUAUUACUCUUGUAAAGCUUUUGAACUACGGUGGUAAAAGUUAUAGGAUGAGGCUGCAAUAAUUGAUAAAAGAAUGGGUCCGUGAAAAUACUUAAUACUAAACAUUCCAAUUUAUUUUUAAAAAUGUUAAAGAUUUAAAUUUGAACCAUAACAUUAAAUAUCUGGAAAAAACAUUUAUAUCCAGAUAUUGUUCAAUGAGAAGAAUAUUUACUUUCAUUGAUAAAACAUGAUUGUUUUAUACGCUAUUUUGAGCUCUUUACCAAAUGUUUUUAAGUGUGAUGAUUUUAAUACUACUAUGAAACAUUUCAGACAAUAUUAUAUUUGUAAAAGCUUGUUAAAUUAUUCAUUAGCAUGAGUUUCAAAAAAUUUUUAAGAGAAAUAUGGCAGGGUUGCAUUCAGGUUGAAGCAAAUAGAAAUAUGCACAGUUUAGAGGACAAACGGAAUAAGGAAAUACAAGAGAGUGGACGUUUCGGCCAAGAAUCCUUUGAGUGCAAAAAUACAGAGGCCGACAAACUCUGCUUUUUUAAUACAAUCAGUUACAGAAGUGUGCCAUGAAAUUAUAGAAUUUGUGUGUGAGAAUACCAGGAAACGUAAAAGAUUUUAAAUAUAUAAAAUUAAAACUGGCGUACAUAUGUAUUUAAACAUUCUUUUUCUAAUAAAUGUUCAAAAAUGUUGAUCCAAAUUUUAAUUUAAAGAUUGAACAAUUAGGAGAAUAUUUACAAUGAUAAAAUGUGAUUGUUUAAACGGUUUUCUGAGCUUUUUACCAAAAAUAUUUUAAUGUGAUUAUUUUAGUACAAUGAAUAAAUUUAUGACUAAAUUAUGUACAUUUUUUGUGAAAGACAUUUAAUUCACUUAUGAGCACAUUUUUUUUUCAACUAUCCUUCUGAUACUAGCUUGACACACCUUUGUUUAAAUUGUGACUUUAAGUCAUAGAAUCCAACCUAAACAUGCCCAUCCUCUUUUUAAAAUUGAGUAAUUGAAAUUUAAUUCACAAAAUAAGUUAAGUCUUUGUUUUUAUCCAACUGUUCUCUACAAUGCCUGUUUGAAGUAUUUAGAUUCCUGUGACAUGAAAACAUUAAUCUUACUGUUUUCCUAGCUUAAAAUCUGAGUAUGUUUGAAAUUUGCAGAAAAUCAUAACAGUUUUUGUUAUUUUUUUGUGCAGAAGAAGACAAGCUAACUGUGAUGGAUAUUUUCAAACAGAAGAGCAGCCGAAACAAGCGAAGGUUUUCUUUCAAAACGAAUGAAGACAGAUCCAGUAAAGGGUAAGUCAGUCCUUCCUAGUGAAUUUUUUAAUAUAAUGUUAUAUUUUUUACAUCUUAUUUUAAACCCCUCUAUUUUAAAAUAUUUAAAAUAUUUUUCUUGUAUUUCUAAAUCACUGCUGUCAUAUUCUGAAAGAACACAUCUUCUUUUCAAAAAAAUGUUUGUACAAUUUAAAAUCCAAACAGCUCAUUUUUAUUAUGAACAUAUGUGACAAAGUGACUGAUUUAUAAAAUAUUUUUAAGUAUAAUCCUACAGUUAAAAUUAUGCUUAGAAUUAAGUUAUAUAGAUCUAAUCCUUUCCAAAAUUGUCCGUGCUUUUAGACACUUGGACUGUGGACACAUUUCUCUCUUUAUGACUUGAAAAAAACAACAAUUUUAUAUCAGUUUGAUAUUAUCAGUUACACUUAUAAUGUUUUAUAACCUGUUGUUUGAAAACUGGAAAUUUUUUAAUUGGGUUAAAAAAAAUAUUUCAAACUGAAAUAAAUUAGGAUAAGAUUAUUCAAAAGAAAGAUUUCGUCUUUCAAGCUAUGGAUCUAAUUUGUACAAAACAUAAUCUUAAUUUCAUAGAAAAUCUUCAUUCAAUAAUUUAAUAAUUAUGCAUAUCCAUUCAUUCAUUCACUCACACCCACACAGACAGCUCAGCAUAUAAAGUAACUGCAAAGAAUUUCAAAAACAUUUCACCCAUUAAAUAAUAAUUUCUUUUAACUUUCAUUGCUUAAGAGUUUAUUUUGAAGCAAAUUAUUAAGGAUUCAUGAUUCAUUUUCUAAAAUGUACCUACAUUUCUUCUAUUAGUGAGGUUACGUCAUAAAUAUGCUGUUCUAUUUUAGGUUUUUAUACUUUUUCUGUAAGAAAUUUAUCCAUGGACUUAUGUCUGACGCAAGGUCUUUAAAUAUUUAAGAUAAAAUUUUAAAUAAAUUUUUGUAGCUGUCUAUGAUCCAGACAUUUCUAACUCAUUAUAAAAUCCGGAUGUUGUAAAAAAAAAUUACUUAGGCCUACUAAUAUUUCUAGAAAACACAUUUUACACAAUUGGUAAAUUACCUUACUUAGGGUAGUUUCUAAAUAAUCAUAUUUAUGGCUAAUUGUCCAUAAAAGCAUGAGUAAACUGGGCAUGUAACAAUAGACGCAGAGAAAUUGUUAAGGAAAACUAAAGUUAUUAAUAGACCUGUUACCAUGUUCUAUAUAAAUUAACAGAUGGAUAACAAAAUGACAUUAUGCAUAGUUAGUUGACUUUCAUAAAAAACAAACCUUUGUGUAUCUAGUCUUGCUCAUUCAUAUUUCUUCAGCUCCCUAAUCUUCAACUUGUAAGUGUGCAUAUAUGCCAACAUUUUGUUUGUUUGUUCAUGACAAAAAAUAAACCUACAAGAGAGUGAAUAAUGUUUUUCAAUAUUAAAAUAACUGCAUCUUUUGAUUUUGUUCUUUCACCUUUGUACCUUGGCAUUUGAUGCACUUUCAAAUUUAAAAAAAAAAAAAUACAAUUUUUGUGUUUGUUAAUGCCACCUUUCGUUUGACUUAUUAUUUUGUCCUUAACAUUUAAGAUUUUAAUAAAAUUUAACUAGCACCUGAUUAUUAUAUGAUUUCACUAGCACCUGAUUAUUUUAUUUGAAUGAAACAUCUAGUUGUGUUUAUUCUAUCUUGGCAAUCUCAAAGGAAACUCGGUAUCAAACGGUAACUUGCAUUGAAAAUAAUUGUGCACUGGUUUUUUUAUCAAAUGUGCAAUUACAAAAAAAUUAUGUUGUAAAACAUUUACUCCUAGAAAGGCAUGUUGGUCCAAUUUUGAAAAGGUGGAGAGGUAAAAUUAUAAUCAUCUGAACAAAUUUGUUUUGGAAUCUCCUUUAGCAUACUGAAAAAAUUUACACUUUAAUGCUCUGAUCCUCAUUUUUGUGUGUGUGUAGGGGAUAGGUUGCACAUUAAAUAGAAAGAAGAAUUUAUUCCAAAGGUAAAGAAUUUUAAAAAAAAAAAAAUUAUUUUAACACUAUCUUCUCCUGAAUGGCAUAGACAAGAUGAACAUAACAUGCUUGCACCCAAAGUUUUUCUUCUUAAUCUGUUAGAUGGAUUAAUUUCAGCUUUUAUUAAAGGAUUGCCAUUGGUGCAUCAUCAACAUUUCUGUCCAGUGCACACUGUUAGCAUAUUCUGAAAGUUUUUUAACAUUGUGUUGAAACUAGUUAGAGACAACACAAUGUCUAUUGAUUGAAAAGUUUAUUGUAUGUUCUUAAAGUUUUUUUUUUUAUCUGCUUAUGACACAGUGAACAUCAAAUUCAAGCCUCCCUUUUCAUUUCUUUUAUUUCUAUUUAAGUUUAAAUUAAUAAAAAUGAAAAGUUUACUAUUUGUUCUCGGGGACCUUAAAUUCAAAAUGAGUAAAACUUUCAGUCUCAUUAUAUGACUGUAGAGGUAUUGUUAAAAAAUGGACCCCCCAAAAAUAUUCUCUCUCUCCCCGCAAAAAAAAAUAAAAUAAAAUAAAUAAUUACAUAAAAGAAAUCAGAACAUUGUUUUUUUAAAAUCAAAAGCUUAUUUGCCUUAUAAUUUUCAUUGUACUUUUAUAAGCAUUUAAUUAUAUUAAAAAAUAAAAUAUAAAAGUACUUUUUCUUUCAUUCAUACAUCUCCAAUAAUUUGUUAAUUUUUUUAUCUACCCUUGACUCUUCUGCCUGCUACUAAUCAUUGAAUAUCUUGUGCUAUGAAAAAUGUGUAUUCUUGUAUAUGUAUCAGUUUGCAAUUUCAUCCUUGCACGCAGGCCUGAACGACGCAAUCGAGAGAUCUCUGGCCCCUUGACCUUCAGCCAUGUGGCCCAUGUGGGGCCUGGCCAGCUGAUGGCCCCAUCUCAGAACCCCCCUCCACCUCCGUAAGAAUAUUGUAAUAAUUACUCCCAGUUUUAAGUUUACCUCUGUUCUACCCAAGAAAAUCAAGUUGUGUUUUUUUUGGAUUUAGUAAAAAAAAUGUUUUUAAGCAACUGAAUUCACCUUUAUUUUUAAAGUUAGUGUCUAGUAAAUGACACAUUUUGUCUUACACAUGCAAAUAGUUUUAAAGUGUAAAGAAAACAUUUUAUCAAGUACAAGCUUAAAGAGGGCAAAGUCAAGAGCCUCUGAGAAAUAAACUUCACACUUCCCAUCCAAGUAUUCUAAUUAGGUGAAUCUUAAAAACAUUUCAAUCUCAAGAAACCACACUUAUUGCUUUUCUUUUGAUCUUCAUAGCUUACCACUAUGCUUGCACUGUUGCAUCAUGUAGUCACAUGUAGAUUUUAUUUUGUCUCAUAAGAAAUCUUUAGGCAAUAACUUUUCUUGUGAGAGAGAAUCUGAGGUUCUUGGUAUUUUAGUGCAUAUUUAGUCUUAUUGCAACCCAAACUAACAGGAAUAGUUAAAUAAAUUAAAAUUGUGUGUGGAUCAAGCUAAAUUUAUCUCAAUGCCACACAUUGCAAUUUUAAACAUAAUUAGUGUGUUAACCUGCAUAGUGUGUUGUCAUACUAUGUGAUCUUCUAUUUUUCAUGUUUUUCUCAGUUACUUAGCUGCUAUUUAUUCCAUUCUUUCUGGUUUUAAUAUCAGUAUAAUCAUAAUGAUAUAUGGUGUAUCUUUCUGCCAUCAGCCAUAAAAGACAUGUUUCUAGCUAUAGCCUUAAAAUUAGAGGAUAAGAGGGCAUAAGUGGCAGCUAACAGGCCUUAAUCUCUAGACAAAUAAAAUACAAGCACAAGUUAACAUUACCAAAACUGUAAACAGGGGUUGCUUAAAGGACACAUAAAAAGAUCCAAGUAAUUUAGUUAUACCCCUAGACUACAAACUCUUAAAAUAGCAUUUUUCAUACUACUGUUACCCUUUGUUUGCUAAAUCCGGUCAUAAAAUAAUUUUUACACAUUUUAUUUUUUACACAAUUCAUUGCACAUGUAUAUUAAUAUUAAAGAUCUUUUUGCCAUCUUGUUGAUGACAAUGUCAAAAAUUUGAUGGGGAUGAUGUCUUGAAUCUUCUCUUAAUAUAUAAUUUAAGUGGGCUAAAAACUGUCAUGCAUGUUCUUUUUUUUUUCAAAUAUAUUCUCUUCUCAUCACUCAAAUUCACCCUAAAAGCAACAAGUUGCUGAUCCUCAGCUUCUCUUAUUUUGGAGAGGUCGAUAAUGAGCUAAGACUUGGGUCAAUUUGAUUUAUUUGGAAGGGGAGGAGUGGGUAGGGUUAAACCUUGGUGAUCAAUAAUAUUGUACCAAUCUCUGCUAAAAAAAAAAAAAUGAAUUCUCAAUUUUCCUAAUUAAUUUAUUUUCAAUAAGAAAAUAUUUGUGCAGUGACAUAACAUGACAAAUAUUUGUAAACACAUUAGUGUAAACAUUCUCUCCUACACAUCCAAACACACAGGCAACACACACACACUCCAAAUGAUAGGAAAAUUUACACAAAACGCAGGUUAAUCAUUUUAAUUGAACCUUUUUGUUUUCCUCUUGAACUUAAUAACUAAUACUCUAGUAUUUUAAACAUGUAGAAACUUUUUUCUAGAAUUCCUUUGUGUUUCAGUAAUAUGUAACUGUUAACAUUCAAUAGGAGUGACAGAAGAUCUAGAGUCAUAUCACCACCUUCCAAUUUUAGCCAUGUUGCACAUAUUGGCCCGGACCAGGGUCAUCAAGUGCUUAUAGAUCUACCAAAGGUAAAAGCUACAUGAAACUUUGAUACAUUCUUACACUCAUAAAUAUAAAUUAUUUAUACUUGUCAGCUUUCAUGCACAAAAGAGAAAAAACUAAAUUUUAUUUAGAUCCAGAGUAAAUGCACUUUUAUCCAAAUUAAUCUUUCAUUGCAUUAUUUAAAUAUUUAUUGGCAUUAAAUAUCUUAUUUUCUGAUUCUAUACAAUUAUUAUUAAUUUUCCAGAUUUUUUUGUUAAAUCUAUCACAUAUUCAACAUUUUCUAUUUCAAAAAAGUUAAUGCUAUAUUUGAUAAUUCUGUCUUCUGAGUCAAUAGUGUAAAAAAGGGUUUUAUUUUUUUUUGCUGUAUGAAUAGACAGGAGGUGCUUCAGCCAGUGAAGAGAUGGCAAGGGUCAAAAGUAUGUUCCAGCCUCAGCUCAAGUCAAUUCAUGAAGUACAGGCAAGAUCCCAGCGUCCAACCAGUUCACAUUUUAAUGGUGAGAAGUGCUUUCCUCUAUCUGCCUUAACUAAACGUAACAAUAUUUUACUAUGAACUUCAUAGUUUCUGGUCUUAUUUAAAGACGCUUUGCCAAUAGACUAAGUCUCAAAUAUUACCUACAUAUCAAAUACAAGAAGUCUUGAACAGAUUUCUUCCAUAGUGUGAAAAGUAACUUUUGAGUACAUUUGGUUUAGUUUUUACAGUUUUAUUGGGGUCCUUUUUAUAUGAUUUCAAAAAGAGAAUAAAAUAUCCUGGACAUAGAUUGGACCAUUUGUACAAAGACCAACCCAUAGUCACAAUGAUAUAAAAAAAAAGGCAGACUACGCUGGGCAGGACAUGUUGAAAGGAUGCCGGAGAGUACAGCGGCAAAAGUUAUAUACAGGCAGACGCCAAGGGGCAGAUGGCUCACCGGUCGCCCAAGGCUGAGAUGGAUCGAUAAAGUGGAGAUGGAUUUACACCAGUUGAGGGUUUGCGCAUGGAGGUGGAAAGCCAUGGAUCGCUCCCAAUGGAAGGAUGUGGUGGAGCAGGCCAGGGCCCUUCAUGAUGAUGGACAUAAGUUGAAAAUAAAUAAAUAAAUCUCAGAAAUAUUGACAGAAUUGUUUGAAUGACUUUUUUUUUUUACCAAGUAACUGAGUAAAAUUAUAUUUUGUGUCAAAAGGAAGCGCAGGAAGCAGGAAUGAAAAUAAUUCCAGACCCGGAAGGGGGAGGGGGAGAUCUCUUCCUUUAAACAUGCCUGGCAGAGGGGGAGGAGGAGGGUCUGAUCUAUCACAGUCACCACCCUCGGCAAGUCAAGAGCCAAGCAGCUUAGAAAAAGAAAUCUCUUCACAAAUUUUCGAAGUGAGUACUGAAAGGGCCAUUGUAAGUCAAUAAGUUUUAUUUUGGAUUUGUUAAAGUUAAUUUGAUUCCUUGACAUUAUAUAAAAACGGUGUCUUAUUUAGAGAGCAAAGUCAUAACUCGGCAUAAAUUGUUUUGUUUUAAUUGUGUAGUUUGGACUGUUAAUUAAAAAAUAUUUAGUAUUUAGGAUCUGAAAUUUUAAAUACUAAAACAAAAACCCACUUAUAAACCCUGAACAUUAAUUGAAUUUUGGGACAACAUGUUACUUGAUAAUGAAAAUAAAUACAAGUACUGACUAGAAAUGUUUCAUAUAGUUAAAUUGACAAAUUCAGAAUUUCACAUGAAUUGUUCUUUUAACAAAGACACCAUCAGUUAAAACCUGACAAUUAUUUUUUAAAUUUAUUAGUGAAUGAAAAUUUUGUAAACCAUAUAUAUUUUCCACCUCUUAAACUUCUAAGAAUUGAAACCACUUAACCUCUAAUUUGUAGUCAGGCACCUCAUAACAUUUGUAAACUCACUUCUUUAACCUAGCUGUGUAGUUAAGUCAUCUCCACACUUGUAUACCCUAGACCAAGCAGGAUAUAACUACAUUUUGAUUUCAUUAUGCUAAUACAAAUGUUUGGGUUUGGUCACCUCAGAACUUGCUUCCAUAAUUCAAAAAAAAAAACCAACACCAUGAGAGUAAAUACAAAUCAGGAAAACAAAACUCGAGGAUUUGCCACAUGAGUCUCAAUGUGGGUGGGGACCCUGUUCUAAAAAUAGUAACUUAUGAUAUAUUAAUUUAUUUAUCUAUAAAUCUAAAAAUUAAUUUAAAAAAAAAAGGAUAACACAAAAGGAAUGCCAACAGAAGAUUGUUUUAUGUCAGCUCUGAGUUAAUUCACCUCCCAGUAACAUUAUAUCAGUCUCUAAUUUAAAUGUCAAUGACGUGACAGAAAUUAUUCAUUUUAUGAAUAAUCUAACAAGUUUUCUUAGUUACCAUAUAAUCUGUUAUCUCAAAAGCACAACAUAAUUUAGUAAUUAUUGACAAACAUGUUGACGAUAUGCUGCUGAUUUCUCAGAGAUUCUUUGCUAUUAAUAAAGGAACUAUCUUAAUUAGUGUAUGCACUGUGAUUUCAUUGAAUUUGGUCCAACAAAUUUGACUCCAUUAUAAGGACACAUCUUUUUUGUCACCUGUAUGAAUAAACAGUUCUGAAGAGGUGAUAUUUUAUAGUGUGUUAUUCAAAUACCUCACCAUCUUAUUUGUGUUUUUGACAAAUUGAUCCAUAGCAUAUUCAUGUUGAAAGUAACACUAACCUGCCAGCAUCCUGUCUUUAAAGGGAGCAAGUUUUUUUUAUUGACAUAAAUUAAAAUUGGCAGAAACAGUCUAUUCACAAUUAUCAAGGAGCAAAGGCAUUCCAAGCAUUCCACAUACUAUUACCAAGUUAACUGAGAUUUUAACUUUUUUUUUUCUGUCUACCUGAUUAUGGACUAUAUUUUUAGGCUUGGUCAAAAGCUGACCUUCAAAGUUGCAUUAAUAUUUAAACAUUUUUUUCCCCCACUAAUUCUGGUUUAUUUAGAAAAUACUAUUUAAAUGCUCAAUUUUUGUUUUUCUAUUCCUUUGCUUUCCCCCCCCCCCCCAACCCAAUUGUUCUAUUUGGUCUUUGAAUUGUUUGAAAAUUAUGAGUUGUGACAUUUUAUGUCAAGUCAGUUUUUGGUGGUGUUCACAAUCUUAAGAACCACAUAGUUACAGGUCACUAUUAAUCAGGGGUGUUUUCUUAUCUGAUAGUUUUCAUAGUUGGCUAUUCUUAAUAUAGAUUUAAAGUUGAUGAAAAGAGAUUCCAAUGUGUAAAUCAUUAAUUUGCUUGAUGAUGGGUGAGUGGAAAUAUGUCUUGCCCACAAAAAAAGUUCUAAAGGAUUCUCAUUUCUUCCAUUGCACAGAUUAUGAAUUCCUCAGAGAGUGCUUUCAAUGGGGCUGGUAGCUCAUGGUCUUUACCAGCUUUUGACAAAUCUGAGAGCUAACAACAACCCAAUACUUUUAGGAACUUGGUUUUUAAAAUACCAACAGUAAUACUUUUCCCCCCUAUAUAUAUAUAUAUACAUAUAUCUUUGUUGUUGUAGAUCAUCUCCCUUAAUUGUUUUAAAAAAUGUACUCGUGAAAUAAUGUUUGCAUUCAAACACCACUUGUAUUGAAUAUCUCAUGCUUGUUUAUGAAUGUUGCCUGAUGUGUUGUUUAAGAUGAUGGUUUUGUUGUUAUGACACGCAUCAAAGUUUUAUGCACCAAUGACAGUUUGGUCAAAUUUUCGUUGCUCCACUUGCAUGUUUGUAUGCGCAACAUCAGUUUAACUAGGUAUAAUUUUGGAUUUAGAAGGUCUGCACUGAAAUCUGUCACUUGUUUGGCCAUGUUUUUGUGUUAGCCAACAAAUAGUCAUGUACAUUCCUACACCACAUACUCUGCAGUAACCCAUUCCCUAUUUUCUUCAUCCAAAGACAUUUCUGUGUUUGAAGUCAACCUCAUCUUUUAAAGUUGUUUAGUCCAAUGGUUUGUUAGGUGACUUAUCUUUUCAAUAUUCUGAAUUUUUCCUUCUUUCAGACAGAAAAUUCUAAAUGAUUUUUAAAAUAAAAUUUCUGGCUGCGCAUGUUGGCAAUUUUAUACACUCAGUGAAAGAUAUUGUCCUUCCUGGGGAAAAAUGGAUUUGGAUUAUAGGUGUUUUCAUUUUUUUUUCUUUUAUGUUUUUCCAGUCAACAAUUUGAAUCCGGAGAUAUUUUUAGGGAUGAUCUGCCACCAAGGAUCCCCCCCGUGUUAUUCACAGUAAAUAUUGUCAGCUCUUAACCACACUGCUUUUUUCCCCUUUUGUUUUCUCUGGUCUUUAUCUUCUACUUACUAUGUACAGAUCCAAUGUGGAUUUGAUUUCUCUCUCAUUGUAGUUAAAAACCAUUUCAAAAUGGAAGUGUAGUCCAAUAAUUUUUUUCAAAGCAUUUGCUUUAGAUCAACCUUUGCCAAACUUCAUUACAGUGUUAAACAGGGGUCUCAAACUCGCGGCCGCAAGAUGAUAUUUUGUGGCCCGGUAAAUGACAACAAAGUUUAGUGUUCAUGCGGCCUGCGCGCUUUCCCCAUUCUCAAAUAUCUAUAAUAUCAUCUCCGCGACAGUUUCAGUCGAAUCUAACCAACUAGUCUAAUUCUGAGUUCUAUUAAGUUUGUAUUGAUUUGGACGUUGAUUAUAAUGGUAAAAACCGUUGUAAAAUCAUUUUUAUUUUAUAGCAUUUCAUUUGACAAACAUGACCAAAGUGAUGUUUCGAGAAAAGUUUAAAAGGUCAGUUAGUGGGUAAUGCACAACCAUAAUUGUGUAAAUCGUAGCAAUCUGUCACAGUAUCAAAGAAUCCCUAUUAACAUUGCUGCUAGUCUUUACGAGUGAGGGAAAUUCCACUAGAACCACUUUUCAAAUUUGUGUUGACCCUUUCUCCUUUAAUGUGGAAGAUGCCCCCACUCCCUUUUUGCGCUUCAAAUGGAGCUUAUUGAUCUUCAGUGCAAUUCUAAGUUCAGGGAGGUGAAUGGAAAAACAGACUAGCAUGGACAGUUUAUGAGAGCAUUGUCUUCCACCAUCCCUGAGAUUUCCAGGUUUUUCAAGCGGAUCAUGUGCCUUUUUUGGGAGUACCUAUCUGUGUGAACAGCUCUUUUCUACUAUGAACUUUAGCAAGUCAAACUUCAGAGCCAAACUUAUUGACGAGCAUCUUCAAGCUAUACUGAGGGUCUCAGUUGCUUUCUCACUCAAGUGAAACGUUGCUAAGCUGUGUAAGAAGAAGCACUGCCAGGUCACUGGCAACAAGGAGUAGGAUGAAGAAAGUGAAUCCUAGUUCUUGAGAACCCUUGUUUUUAUUUGUAAUUGAUUUGUAAUUGCUUCUUUUGUGGAAUACUCGAUGCGGCCCAGUUUCACACAGACUCUACCUCCUGUGGUCCCCAGAUGAUUUGAGUUUGAGACCCCUGGUGUAAAAGCAUUAUAUUUGCUGCACUUAGGAUAAGUUUAUGACAGGCUUUACAGUUAGCUUUCUAUUAACUCGUAGCAUUUUAAAAAAAAUACUAGUCAUCCUAUUGGUUUAUAAAUAUUGAAAUAUGCAAAGGAAGUUGUUAUCUCAGUUACUGAUAUACAUCAGUGUGGCUAGCACUAGUAUAGGAUAAAUUAAUGACAUUUUUAACACAAUGUAAUUAAUACCAAAGACAUUCUUAGAGAUUAAAGAUUCUAUUGUGUUUGUGUUACAAAACUAACUGGCAUCCGUUCAAUUUCUAUAAUAUUUGACCUUUUGAGAUAAAACAGUAUGUUGUAACUAAAACACUCUACAUUCGUUAACCCUCUUUGUUUUCGGUGUAAUUUUUUUCUGAUUUGUAAACACGGUCCAUUGUGGAAUAAAAGAACACGUUUCCUAUUUUGGCUGUGUGCGCAGUACGUCAUGUACCAGUAACAUGCAAGUUAUUGGAGCAUUUCUGUUAAGUUUUACAGCAUUUUUCAGGUUUUAUUAGAAAGAUUGGGUGGCAGUCUGUUGGGAUGGUUGAUUUUAUAAUAAGUUUUAAUAAUUUUCCAUUAAAUUAAUGUUGCUCUAAAAAUGUGUAAAUUUCACUUACUAGCUUCCUGCUAUAAAGAUAAUCCCCAUGACAUUGUUUAAUAAAAUACUUAAUAAAAAAGUGCUUAGUGCAGGGGUGGGCAAACAAUGGCUUGUGAGCCAAUUAUGGUAUGGUUCGCACCUCCAUUUUGAAUGGCUCUCCCUCCCUUAAAUAAAAAUAAUUUUUAAAAAUGGAAAAGAAAAAUAACUUGUAAUUUAAAUUUUCGCUUGCAGAUUUCAGGACUAAAUGGUGGGGGUUGCUUGGCUUUUCUAUUUUGUUCUAUUAUGAUGAUUUAUUAAUGAAAUCAAUAGCAAUUCCACAUGAUGUUUGAUAUUAAUUUUUAAAAUAACAAAGUCCAUAUGAUUUGUCUUAACACCUCCCCCCACCCCCCACCACACCCCCCUUGCAGGAUCCCAUGUGUCUGUUACCUCAUGCAUGAAUCUGGCUUGCAGCUGAAAAGGUUUGCCCACCCCGGCUUAGUGCAUUAACCAGCUUCUCUAAAAAUAUUUGAUAUUUUAUUGUACUCAGAAUACAGUUAAAACAUUGUACUCAAAUACAGUUAAAACAUUAUAAGUCAUGAUACCAAAAUUUGACCUGAAAGAUGUCAAGAUAUGAAAGCAAGUUACUUGAGAACAUUUAAGUCUAUUAAUCAAUAUUUCAAUUUGAAAUAAUGAUCUAAAGAUUCUAUAAACCGAGUCAUCAUUGUACCCAGGAUAUCAUGUCAUACAUCUUGACAGAAUCUCACUCAGAACUGCAUGCAAUCAUAAUUUAUUAUUUUCACUAACCGACAAUUUUAUGAAAAAAUAAAGGCAUUUUUAGAGUAACAUUUCUCAACCUAUUUUACGCAGCAAUAGAAGAAUGCCAUUGAGGAAUUGAUGCUUGUCAAGAUUUUUGUGAAGUGGACUCUUCAUUUUUCUCAAAUGUUUGUUUUCAGCUGUUCUAAUUGUUUGCUUUGAUUUCUGUUUUCUCCAUCUGUUAUAACCCUACCGCUUGAGUCAUUCACUAACACAUUCCACGUUUUGUGCUUAAUCAUGUUAGUGUUGUGUGUAUUAUUAGUUUUUUUUUUGUUUCUGUACAGUUUAGCCCUGAAGGUGGUCAGUUGUGCUUUAUGAGUUGGAAAAAAAAUCGCUAUUUUUCUUAACAGUUUGAAGAGAAAAAUAAAAAAAGAAAAAACACAACAAAAAAAAAAAAAUAACAAUUUGAGAUUGAUAAAAAUUGAACAGAUUUUAAGGAACUAAAAUGAUCUACUAUUCUUAUUUAACAAAGCACUCCUGUCAUUCCUAAAAAACAAACACUUCUCAUGACCUAAGGCCUUUUUGUUUAAUUAAAGCCAUGUCUGAAAUUAUUCACUUUGGAACUGUUUUUUUAAUGCAUAUAGAUUUAGAACACUGAAGCAUGUCAAGUUACGCUCAACAUGUUUGUUGUAUUUAUACCCACGGGGAAGAUGUCUUCCACCUCUAGCAAUAACUGCAUAACAAACUAUAAUGCACCACAUUGCAAAGUUAUAACAUUGAACAUAUUUUUAAAAAUGGUCAUUGUGAAACAUCCGGAAUGACUGAACUCUUAAAAUGGACUAUUCUUAUGAUACACAUUUCUACAGAAACGUUCUUAUUAUUUAAUGAAAAUUUAUGUAUGCACUUGGACAAAAAGUAAACUUUAAAAAAAUAUUAACAGCUCUUGAAAUACAAAAAGAGAUAGUUACUAAAAUCCAAAAAUCUUUUAAAAUCAUUUUACUGGAGAAUGUAAAACAAAUUAAUUGAGAAAAAAAAUUAAAAAUGUAUUUUUUAUAUUGAAAUCGGAAUAAUUACAACCAGGGAACUAUUCCUUUUAUUUUUCAGGAUAGUGCAGAGUCCUCCAGCCAUUGGAGAAAUUCUCUGAUGUCAAAUACAAGCAGUAGUAUGUCUCCACCUGGCUCAAACCGACACAGCCUAGUGUAUGAGGACCCAACAUCCCCAGCCAACACGACAGAUACCUCUGACACAUCAGACCAUAACACUCAACUCUGACAACUUGAAGGGGGGGGGAAAAAAAGUAUAGCAAAAAAAAAACAAAACCGCUUUGUUGUCAAGUUUUCAUUCUAUUAUUAACUCUUCAUUUCAUAUUAUGUAAUAUAUUUAAAAAAAUGACCUGUGUAAUUUAUUAGCUGAGCCUUGAUGAAAAUCUAAAGAAAGAAUGCUUAUUAUGUUGUUUUUAUAUAAUUUAUUGAAUUUUUUUAACAAAUAUUUUUUUCCUUUAUUAAAUGUUUUUAACAAAUACAAAACCACCCCUGGUUAAAAGAAAUUAAACUGGGCUCAGAUUUCACUGUGAUACUAAAUCAACGCUUAUUUGACUCUGUUCAAUUGGUCAUCUGUAAUAAAUAUGCCAGAACUGAUUUUGAACCAUGGAAUAUUAGUUUAAGAGUUUAGAAGGAAAGGCCCAGCUGCUCACCUUGCCCAGUGGUAUACAUAUGUGAUAUCAUAACCAAAUCUAUGAAAAGGCAAAGAAUGACGACCGGACAGGCUGAUCUAUUUUAAUUACAGCUUCAAAAACAAAAAAGUACUUGACAUAUGAUUCAAGUAUGAUGUUAUUAAUGAGCUCCUCUCUUUGAGACUCCAGUUCUGAAGGAUAUCAUUAAAAAGAGAAAGAGAGAAACUCCAACAAGUUCAUUCUCUUGAUAAAAAAACUUCUUCCCAUAAAUGAUAUAAUUUUUGUACUAUGACACUUCUUUAUUAAAAAUUUAUCAUUUGAACAAAAGCCAUGAAAUCUCAUGUCAUCAGGCAUUGUUUGUUGUACAUUCACACAUGUUCAGUAGCAUUCCUUCUGGAGGACCCUGAUACUAAUUUUUAUAAUAGUUUGUACUGACAGACUUUGUGUUACUUUGAACAUUUGCAUAAGUACCAUUUGACAAAUAUGAGUAAUAUUAUUGACCCAUUGGAGUUGAUACAGUGAGGGCAAUGGGUGAUAAGCUAAAUUAAAAUGUAGUUUUUGGUGCGUUUUGUGAAGCAUCUUUUUUUUUUCUCUCCACCCAUUUCAUUGCAGACGUCCUCAGAUGAUUGUAAAUUUUUUUUUUUUUAUGACAAUAGUCUGCUGUUUAAAAACUAUAAUUAUUGUCAGCAUCAGAAGUUGAAUUUGUUGCCCAUCAGUGGGUGUGUGUUGUGAUGAAACAAAAAAAAAUGAACAACAUAACAGCUCUGGGCAUGGGAUCAUUUCAAAGAUGCUGCUUCCAUACUAGAAAUUCAUGGAGGUCUGAAAUAGCAUCAAGAUAAGACCUUAUUUCAGUAGGUUUGUAAAAUCUUGACAUUGAACUUUCAUGAAUUAGGUAGGGUUAAAAAAUUUUGAGAAUGCAUUCUUUAACAUAGUACGGUCUUCAUCAUAGUACCUUUGAUGGUAUGUGAUGAGGUGAUUUUAGGUGUGGCCCUGUAACAUGCAGAGAUUUGAAUAUGAGAACACUUGUUGAUUAAUACUGAGUGUGUUCACUGACAAAAAAUUAUUGUUACGUGGUUCAUGAUUCCAUCUUCCUGGUCUAUCAUUUUUUUGAUGGUUCACUACUAAUGCAUAGUUCUGUGAAUUUGUUUAGGGUCCCUAACCAAAGCUAAGCAGUGUUUUUCAGACUUUCUCUCUUUUUCUAUAUAUUAGCACUAUUGACUACAUUUGUGCUGUUCAAAGAUUAAAACUUGUAUCUAUGUAUAAACCACAAGCUAGCAACAACUAUUUAGUAUGUGAAGGACUAAAUACCAUGGGGGAAAAGGAAGCUACAUUACAAGAUUCAUGCCUUCCUUUCAAUUGAUGUUCUUCAUGUAAUAUUUAUAUACUUGACACAGAGGAAAGAAAAUGUGUUGUUGAUGUAGUUAUUUGAUUGUAAUCCUUGCGAGAAAUAGAGAUGUGAGAAUGAAUGGUGGAGUAUGUCAAUAUUUCACUUGAGACUAUUUAUUAACUAUAAGUCCUCUUGUAUAUUAAAAUAUUUACUCUUAGUUAUCCUGAGCUGAAAUAAGUUGUUUGUAGGGGGCAUGAAUUAAUGAUUUUAAUUUUAGCAUAACAAUAUCAACUAAUAAUUGAUAUUAGGAUAGAAACUGGAAAUACACUACCAUUUGAUGGAGAAAAGUCUAUUAUCAAAGCUAAUGAAAAUGGUUAAUUUGAGCUAGAAAAACCCCCACAUACAUUUUUCAGUUUGAUCAACAAAAAUGUGCAAGAAUACAAACUAUGUAAUGAAAGUUUUGUGUUGAGCCCCUCUCUUAUCCUCAUAAUUGGCAUUGCUUUGUUUUCUCCUGUGCUGUGACAUUCAUUACAUCGGUGAACUUGGUCAGAACUACUGGUAUAAAAGUCUUAUUUUUAAAAAAAAUGUCUGUUGAUAUCUUAAAGUAUGCUUUCAUCUUGUUCAACCAAGAGCUUCCGAUAUCAUGGGCUGACAGCAGAGAGAACUUUGUAGAAACUCUUGCAUCAAAGUUUUUAAUAACUUGAUGGCAAUUGAUUAUUUAUUGAAAAGUGGACCGAGGCCUUGUAUUUUGAAAUAAUAGGGACAGCUGACCAUAUGAAUUAAUACUAGCAUGUGAAAUGAUCCAGGGACAUGUAUGGACUCGAACGAUCUGUUUGUCUAGCCCUUGACACCAGCAGUGCUUUCAACCUUGCAAAAAAACUGUCUUUGUUCUGUCAACCGAACUUACUUGUAUGGACAGAGUGUGUGCCAGGUUUUGUGUGUGCUACAAACAUGUGCCUAUAUCUUCUUCUUAUCACCAGGUCAGGCUGCAUAUCAAUGGCCAGGCUCACUACUAUUCUCAUGUAUUUAGAAGUUGAAUUAAAGUAUUUAAAAAAUUUGAUGCAAAUAAAAUUAGUAAAAAUUAUUCUAGGAAAUGUAUUUAGUAAAGAUUUGACUUGUACCCAGUGUUAUCAAUUUCAAUGCAUUUUGUGAGCUCCAUUUAAAUAGUUUAAUGUUUAUAAUGAGUUAAGGAUCAAAAUGUGUUGAAUUUAGUUGUCAGCAAUACAAAUAUGACAUUUCUAUUUUAGAUAGCAUAUAAAUUAUGUUUUGUGGUUAUUGACUUAUUUAUGAGCUGUUGGUGCCAUGACAGUGACUGUAGAAGUGGCAGUAGACUAAUAUUUGAGAGUUGUAUGUAGUUGUUGAAUUAGAAUGCAGUAUAGGUACAGAAUAAUUUUUUAAGUUUCUAUAAAAUAUCAGCUUUAUGUCAACAUUUGUCUCCCUUGUUUUCAUGACCAGUUUUGAUUCAGCAGAGUUAUGGUUCAUGGAAUAAGGCUUCACAUUGUUUUUCAGAGAACAAAUGAAAUAGUAAAAAAAAUAUUUAAAAAAAUUGUCUUUUGAUGAAAGGAUAUUUCUAGAAAUACUCAACAGUUUAUUCGCUAGAAAAGCUCUUGGGUUGUUUUUUUACUUGGCUACAUUGGUGUUCAAUUGUUUAUGUUUCAUAGGUAUGUUAUCUAUUACUGUUCAUAACAUCUUUGAGAAUAUGUUAAAUGAAACUUUUAGUGAGCUAGUCAACGAAAUUGUCCUGGCCCAGGUUUCAUUAUUUUAGCUUUUGACCUUGUAUUUGGUCUUCCAAUAACAUUCUAAUGCUUACUGUAAUAACUUAAGCAAAGGAAUGUUUUAUUUUUUUUACACACUAAAAUCUGGUUAAUUAAUAAACGUUUGUUCUGAGAGUAUGGGUGAGAAACACUUCAACAAAUGUCCAUAGGUCCAAUUCGUUAGGUGUUAGAGCCACUUUUUUCCUCAACCGGAUGACUUUUCAUUAUUGACAUUUGUGUACAUAAUUGAAAUGAAUCGGGCUGUUUUUAUGAUUAGUCAGUAUGAAGGUAUGCCCCCCCCUCCCCUUCCCAAAGCUUUUAUUUUUACUUUACCAUUUUAUUUUUUUACUUUGGCUGUGCACAUUUUUUUAAAAAUGUCUGAUUUUUUUAAAUGUACAUAAAACAGAUAUUGGAUUGACUGGUUUGUUAAUUGGUGUACAAGUAGAAGUGGAAACUGUCUUGAUUUCUCUUGGCCAGAGAUUGAGCAGUGCUACAGAAGUAAUGGUGGUGGUAUUUUGGG
Messenger RNA from Lymnaea stagnalis (great pond snail), 54155 nucleotides. NCBI's taxonomy places the organism in Eukaryota, Metazoa, Mollusca, Gastropoda, Lymnaeidae. The record is from the annotation of a GenBank genome assembly.